AUGGAUGCCAUAGAGCAGGUUGGUGCCAUGGUAGUGUCAUGGUACUAGUUCAUCAUCCAGCACUACUGUGUCCUCCUGUCCUCACUUACUGUAAUCUGAGCAGAUGGAUGCUACAGCAAGGCUACUGCACCCCAGGCUGCUGCAGCCAUUUCCAAAAGGCCAGUCUGAGCCAGCAGAGAAAGAAUGAGAGAGAGAGUCACAGAGAGGGGGGGUGAGUGAGAGAGUGGGUGAGAGAGAAAAACUGAGCUGUGAGAGAGUUAUAGAAAGAGAUAGAGAAAAACGGACAGAGGUAGGACGAGAGAGAUACAGAGAAAGAAAGCGAGAGAUAGGUAGCGUUUCAUUUUGCCAUCACUAUGGCUACCAGUGCAGUUCAUCCAGCGUUGCAUCAGACAUUUGAAUCAGACUGUGACUGUGUCUAAAAGACAACACGGUCACAGAUUGUCUGAGUGAUGUUCCACUGUGUGCUUACACUUUAGUCUACAAUAGGACAAUUCUAGUGGUUCAUAGAAGUUGAAUGUAGAGAAACAUGUAACUGCUAAAAUAAUGGAAACACUUGAGUAAAUGAGGGUUCUGGCGGCUCUGUUAUGGUGUGGGGUGCAUUUUCCAGGCAUGGUUUAGGUCCACUUAACCCUUUAGAGGGCAAGGUAAAUGCCAAUAAAUACACAGCCAUUUUGAGUGAUUACCUACAACCUAUGGUGAAUCAUUUCUAUCCUGAUGGGAGUGGAUGACAAUGCCUCCAUCCACAGGGCAAGAGUGGUCAUAGAAUGGUUUGAUGAGCAUUGAAGCUGUUCUGGCGGCUCGUGGUGGCCAAACGUCCUAUUAAGACACUUUAUGUUGAUGUUUCCAUUAUUUUGGCAGUUACCUGUAGCUCCGGGGUGACAUUAUACAGCGAGGGAAAAAAAGUAUUUGAUCCCCUGCUGAUUUUGUACGUUUUCCCACUGACAAAGAAAUGAUCAGUCUAUAAUUUUAAUGGCAGGUUAAUUUGAACAGUGAGAGACAGAAUAACAACAAAAAAAUCCAGAAAAACGCAUGUAAAAAAUGUUAUAAAUUGAUUUGCAUUUUAAUGAGGGAAAUAAGUAUUUGACCCCCUCUCAAUCAGAAAGAUUUCUGGCUCCCAAGUGUCUUUUAUACAGGUAACGAGCUGAGAUUAGGAGCACACUCUUAAAGGGAGUGCUCCUAAUCUCAGUUUGUUACCUGUAUAAAAGACACCUGUCCACAGAAGCAAUCAAUCAAUCAGAUUCCAAACUCUCCACCACGGCCAAGACCAAAGAGCUCUCCAAGGAUGUCAGGGACAAGAUUGUAGACCUACACAAGGCUGGAAUGGGCUACAAGACCAUCACCAAGCAGCUUGGUGAGAAGGUGACAACAGUUGGUGCGAUUAUUUGCAAAUGGAAGAAACACAAAAUAACUGUCAAUCUCCCUCAGCCUGGGGCUCCAUGCAAGAUCUCACCUCGUGGAGUUGCAAUGAUCAUGAGAACAGUGAGGAAUCAGCCCAGAACUACAUGGGAGGAUCUUGUUAAUGAUCUCAAGGCAGCUGGGACCAUAGUCACCAAGAAAACAAUUGGUAACACACUACGCCGUGAAGGACUGAAAUCCUGCAGCGCCCGCAAGGUCCCCCUGCUCAAGAAAGCACAUAUACAGGGCCGUCUGAAGUUUGCCAAUGAACAUCUGAAUGAUUCAGAGAAGAACUGGAUGAAAGUGUUGUGGUCAGAUGAGACCAUAAUGGAGCUCUUUGGCAUCAACUCAACUCGCCGUGUUUGGAGGAGGAGGAAUGCUGCCUAUGACCCCAAGAACACCAUCCCCACCGUCAAACAUGGAGGUGGAAACAUUAUGCUUUGGGGGUGUUUUUCUGCUAAGGGGACAGGACAACAUCACCGCAUCAAAGGGAUGAUGGACGAGGCCAUGUACCGUCAAAUCUUGGGUGAGAACCUCCUUCCCUCAGCCAGGGCAUUGAAAAUGGGUCGUAGAUGGGUAUUCCAGCAUGAGAAUGACCCAAAACACACGGCCAAGGCAACAAAGGAUUGGCUCAAGAAGAAGCACAUUAAGGUCCUGGAGUGACCUAGCCAGUCUCCAGACCUUAAUCCCAUAGAAAAUCUGUGGAGGGAGCUGAAGGUUCGAGUUGUCAAACGUCAGCCUCGAAACCUUAAUGACUUGAAGAAGAUCUGCAAAGAGGAGUGGGACAAAAUCCCUCCUGAGAUGUGUGCAGUUACCUGGUGGCCAACUACAAGAAACGUCUGACCUCUGUGAUUGCGAACAAGGGUUUUGCCACCAAGUACUAAGUCAUGUUUUGCAGAGGGGUCAAAUACUUAUUUCCCUCAUUAAAAUGCAAAUCAAUUUCUAACAUUUUUUGACAUGCGUUUUUCUGGAUUUUUUGUUGUUGUUAUUCUGUCUCUCACUGUUCAAAUAAACCUACCAUUAAAAUUAUAGACUGAUCAUGUCUUUGUCAGAGGGCAAACGUACAAAAUCAGCAGGGGAUCAAAUACUUUUUUCCCUCACUGUAGGUACAGAUCUAGGAUCAGCUUCCCCUUCCCCAAUUCCAACCUCAGCCAUUGGUUAGGAAAAUGCUAAACUGACCCAUGACUAGCGACUAGUGCCAACUUCACCUUACACCGUAUAGUAGGUAACUGCCAAAACAAAGGAAACACCAACAUAAAGUGUCUUAAUAAAAUAAAACAGCUUCAAUGCACCUUGGCAUAGAUGCUACAAGUGUCUGGAACUCUAUUGGAGGGAUGAGACACCAUUCUUCCACGAGAAAUUCCAUAAUUUGGUGUUUUGUUGAUGGUGGUGGAAAAACGCUGUCUCAUGCGCCACUCCAGAAUCUCCCAUAAGUGGUCAAUUGGAAUGAGAUCUGGUGACUGAGAGACACACACACACACACACCCUUUAAACCCCCUAUGUCACUGAGACCUCUUCUAGCCAUGGUAGCCAAAAUAAUGGGCAACUGGUAUUGUUUCUUUACAUGACCCUAAGCAUGAUGGAAUGUUAAUUACUUAAUUAUCUCAGCAACCACACCUGUGUGGCAGCACCUGCUUUUAAUAUACCCUCAUUUACUCAAGUGAUUCCUUUAUUUUGGCAGUUACCUGUAGAUCUCCGUAGAGAUAAAUCAUUGUAGUUCUAUGUAUAGGUCACUUUUCCGUUACUGUGUGUGCAUCUUAUAGGGAUGUCAUUGGAUGGCAAAUUCAGUCAAGGAGAUGACGAUGCAAGUAAAAGGUGCAUUUUACAGCUAACUACAUCCCUUUUCCACCACCACCUGGGAUAUGUCCCAAAUGGCACCCUAUUCCAUAUAUAGUGCACUACAGGGCACACAUGGCUCUGGUCAAAAGUAGUGCAUUAUGUAGGGAAUAGAUUGCCAUUUGGGAUGCAACCCUGGUUAUGUUCUAUUAUCGGACCGCAGGGAGGAAAUGACUACAUUUUAUUAACUGGAUCGUAGGAAUAAUGUGUUAUAAUAAAGUGUUUGUAUUUAGCGGAGUGAACAGAAGUCAUGGCGGAAGGAAGGCAAUGCGGGCUGAAUGAGAAUAGAGAUGUGAGAAGUAGACCUAGAAUUCCAUAUUGAGUGUACCCAUAAGUUUACCAGUCAAAAUGCUAUGGUCAGAUGUUCUAUGUCACUUUAGGAUUUACAUUUCUAUGGAAGUGAAAGUAACAGUAAAUAAGAGGUUUGUUUUUAAACUGUUUUUCUUGUUCUCUUUAGGUCGAAGUCGGCGUGCCUCUCAAGCAUCUCCUCCAGGAUCACCACAAGGCCCAGGGGUAAGACUGUCACACAGAUCAGUUACCGCUAACAUGGUCAGACAUGAUCAGUCAUGGAUGAUGAGUCAUCGAUAGAACGUUACCUGAAGCCAUGGUCAGCUCCACUCUGUUUUGAAGCAUAGGUCUCCAUACGGUCAGAAUGGCCCCCGAGCAUUAAUUAAGUGCUGAUGUAGGACCAGGUCCCACCUGUCCAUGUAAUCAUAUUCAUUGUGAUCUUAAAGGGAAACUCUUCAUGAAUACGAGCCUUCACUAGUAAACUAAUAUACAGUGAGGGAAAAAAGUAUUUGAUCCCCUGCUGAUUUUGUACGUUUGCCCACUGACAAAGACAUGAUCAGUCUAUAAUUUUAAUGGUAGGUUUAUUUGAACAGUGAGAGACAGACUAACAACAAAAAAUCCAGAAAAACGCAUGUCAAAAAUGUUAUGAAUUGAUUUGCAUUUUAAUGAGGGAAAUAAGUAUUUGAUCCCUCUGCAAAACAUUACUUAGUACUUGGUGGCAAAACCCUUGUUGGCAAUCACAGAGGUCAGACGUUUCUUGUAGUUGGCCACCAGGUUUGCACACAUCUCAGGAGGGAUUUUGUCCCACUCCUCUUUGCAGAUCUUCUCCAAGUCAUUAAGGUUUCGAGGCUGAAGUUUGGCAACUCGAACCUUCAGCUCCCUCCACAGAUUUUCUAUGGGAUUAAGGUCUGGAGACUGGCUAGGCUAGGCCACUCCAGGACCUUAAUGUGCUUCUUCUUGAGCCACUCCUUUGUUGCCUUGGCCGUGUGUUUUGGGUCAUUGUCAUGCUGGAAUACCCAUCCACAACCCAUUUUCAAUGCCCUGGCUGAGGGAAGGAGGUUCUCACCCAAGAUUUGACGGUACAUGGCCCCGUCCAUCGUCCCUUUGAUGCGGUGAAGUUGUCCUGUCCCCUUAGCAGAAAAACACUCCCAAAGCAUAAUGUUUCCACCUCCAUGUUUGACGGUGGGGAUGGUGUUCUUGGGGUCAUAGGCAGCAUUCCUCCUCCUCCAAACACGGCGAGUUGAGUUGAUGCCAAAGAGCUCCAUUUUGGUCUCAUUUGACCACAACACUUUCACCCAGUUCUCCUCUGAAUCAUUCAGGUGUUCAUUGGCAAACUUCAGACGGCCCUGUAUAUGUGCUUUCUUGAGCAGGGGGACCUUGCGGGCGCUGCAGGAUUUCAGUCCUUCACGGCGUAGUGUGUUACCAAUUGUUUUCUUGGUGACUAUGGUCCCAGCUGCCUUGAGAUCAUUGACAAGAUCCUCCCGUGUAGUUCUGGGCUGAUUCCUCACCGUUCUCAUGAUCAUUGCAACUCCACGAGGUGAGAUCUUGCAUGGAGCCCUAGGCCGAGGGAGAUUGACAGUUAUUUUGUGUUUCUUCCAUUUGCAAAUAAUCGCACCAACUGUUGUCACCUUCUCACCAAGCUGCUUGGCGAUGGUCUUGUAGCCCAUUCCAGCCUUGUGUAGGUCUGCAAUCUUGUCCCUGACAUCCUUGGAGAGCUCUUUGGUCUUGGCCAUGGUGGAGAGUUUGGAAUCUGAUUGAUUGAUUGCUUCUGUGGACAGGUGUCUUUUAUACAGGUAACAAGCUGAGAUUAGGAGCACUCCCUUUAAGAGUGUGCUCCUAAUCUCAGCUCGUUACCUGUAUAAAAGACACCUGGGAGCCAGAAAUCUUUCUGAUUGAGAGGGGGUCAAAUACUUAUUUCCCUCACUAAAAUGCAAAUCAAUUUAUAACAUUUUUGACAUGCGUUUUUCUGGAUUUUUUUGUUGUUAUUCUGUCUCUCACUGUUCAAAUAAACCUACCAUUAAAAUUAUAGACUGAUCAUUUCUUUGUCAGUGGGCAAAUGUACAAAAUCAGCAGGGGAUCAAAUACUUUUUUCCCUCACUGUAGGACUUUGUGUUUAGUUGGUCAGAGGGUAUCAUUGUGUCAUCUCUGUUCUAACGGGCUGGUUAAGUAGGGUUGUUUGGUACAUUAGUGAUAGGGAUCAGGUCUAUCAAAAUAUCCUGAAGCAUAUGAUGUGGUACUAUGGAGCAGAGAGCUUCAUCCACUUAAUGCAUGUGGGGAGGGUUUUUAAUGGAGAGAGUGUGUGUUAGGUGCAUAGAUGCAUCUUUUUCAGUUAAACGUGUGUGUGUGUGUGCUUGUACAUAUGUGCUUGUGUGUGCGUUUCUGCACAUGUGAAUGUGAGUACAUGUUUGCUGUGUGCGUUUCUGCAUGUUUGUAAAUGUAUGUACAUUAGUGUGUCUGAGUUUGCGCGGGUGUGUGAGCGUGACUGCAUGUGUAUGUGUGUCUGGGGCAGGCUGAGCUGUGGGGUGUGAGUGAUGUCUCAGGCUGAGUGGGGCUGUCAGUGAGGGAAUGGGCCCUCUGAUGGAUGCAGCUAUCUCACAGAGAUAAAGCCAGACACACACAUACACACACACACACACACACACACACACACACACACACACACACACAGUAGAGGAGAAGAGAGUGAUUAGCUCUGUCUCAGUGCUGGAUCUAUGGGCAAUAAUGAGGGCCUGGGUCUGCUCUCCUGCCUCAUGUGAUAAAGUUUGAAGCUAAACAUAUCAGGGGUUGGAACCGGUAAGGGAACAGAACCAAAAACCGGAAAAUAACUGAAUGUUUCAAGGAAUAUUCUUUUAAAAGCAUGGGAACCACUUAAUAGCGUUAUUUUCUGUAGUUAGAAACGGACCCCCCACACCCCACGGCAAUCCCAACCCAACAACGAGUGUAUAGUAUCAGUUCUCUGUCUGACAAGUAGUAUGGAGCUGCGGCUCUGAGUAUUGUUUCUUCAUCCUAUGUAAUGUAUUCCCAGUGAUCUUGAUGAUGUUUUUUCCCCCCUGUUCAUAUAAAUUUGUCAUUGAAGCUGUUACGCUUAUGUCCCAUCCUACAUCCUGAUAUUACCAGGUUCCGACCACUAGAUGGUGGUUUCCUGAUAUUUCACCCAAUAGUUCACCCAAAUUACAAAAGUACAUAUUGGUUUAAGCAGUCUAUUGACAAUUUAUGACAUCAACCCAUGCUUUGGUUUUGUUUACCUGGCCAAUGUUUCAAAUACUAAAUAUUUUGCAUUUGUGGCACAAAUCCAAUACAAGCCAAUGGUACCUAUAUUAUCAUUUCCAUGCUUCAUAUCCAAAACAUCUAUAAGUAACAUCAUUGAGUUACACAAUCAAUUUUCGGAUACUUUAGGAUGAUUUGAACAUGAAGCGUGAAAAUGAUAUACAGUGGGAGAACAAGUAUUUGAUACACUGCCGAUUUUGCAGGUUUUCCUACUUACAAAGCAUGUAGAGGUCUGUAAUUUUUAUCAUAGGUACACUUCAACUGUGAGAUACAGAAUCUAAAAUCACAUUUUAUGAUUUUUAAGUAAUUAAUUUGCAUUUUAUUGCAUGACAUAAUUAUUUGAUACAUCAGAAAAGCAGAACUUAAUAUUUGGUACAGAAACCUUUGUUUGCAAUUACAGAGAUCAUACGUUUCCUGUAGGUCUUGACCAGGUUUGCACACACUGCAGCAGGGAUUUUGGCCCACUUCUCCAUACAGACCUUCUCCAGAUCCUUCAGGUUUCGGGGCUGUCGCUGGGCAAUAUGGACUUUCAGCUCCCUCCAAAUAUGUUCUAUUGGGUUCAGGUCUGGAGACUGGCUAGGCCACUCCAGGACCUUGAGAUGCUUCUUACGGAGCCACUCCUUAGUUGCCCUGGCUGUGUGUUUCGGGUCGUUGUCAUGCUGGAAGACCCAGCCACGACCCAUCUUCAAUGCUCUUACUGAGGGAAGGAGGUUGUUGGCCAAGAUCUCGCGAUACAUGGCCCCAUCCAUCCUCCCCUCAAAACGGUGCAGUCGUCCUGUCCCCUUUGCAGAAAAGCAUCCCCAAAGAAUUAUGUUUCCACCUCCAUGCUUCACGGUUGGGAUGGUGUUCUUGGGGUUGUACUCAUCCUUCUUCUUCCCCCAAACACGGCGAGUGGAGUUUAUACCAAAAAGCUCUAUUUUUGUCUCAUCAGACCACAUGACUUUCUCCCAUUCCUCCUCUGGAUCAUCCAGAUGGUCAUUGGCAAACUUCAGACAGGCCUGGACAUGCGCUGGCUUGAGCAGGGGGACCUUGCGUGCACUGCAGGAUUUUAAUCCAUGACGGCGUAGUGUGUUACUAAUGGUUUUCUUUGAGACUGUGGUCCCAGCUCUCUUCAGGUCAUUGACCAGGUCCUGCCGUGUAGUUCUGGGCUGAUCCCUCACCUUCCUCAUGAUCAUUGAUGCCCCAUGGAGCCCCAGACCGAGGGUGAUUGACCGUCAUCUUGAACUUCUUCCAUUUUCUAAUAAUUGUGCCAACAGUUGUUGCCUUCUCACCAAGCUGCUUGCCUAUUGUCCUGUAGCCCAUCCCAGCCUUGUGCAGGUCUACAAUUUUAUCCCUGAUGUCCUUACACAGCUCUCUGGUCUUGACCAUUGUGGAGAGGUUGGAGUCUGUUUGAUUGAGUGUGUGGACAGGUGUCUUUUAUACAGGUAACGAGUUCAAACAGGUGCAGUUAAUACAGGUAAUGAGUGGAGAACAGGAGGGCUUCUUAAAGAAAAACUAACAGGUCUCUGAGAGUCGGAAUUCUUACUGGUUGGUAGGUGAUCAAAUACUUAUGUCAUGCAAUAAAAUGCAAAUUAAUUACUUAAAAAUCAUACAAUGUGAUUUUCUGGAUUUUUGUUUUAGAUUCCGUCUCUCACAGUUGAAGUGUACCUAUGAUAAAAAUUACAGACCUCUACAUGCUUUGUAAGUAGGAAAAGCUGCAAAAUCGGCAGUGUAUCAAAUACUUGUUCUCCCCACUGUAGGUACCAUUGAAUUGCAUUGGAUUUCUGCCACAAAUGCUAAAAAGGUAGUAUUUGAAGUAUUGGCCAACAAAACCAAAGCAUGGGUUGCUGUCAUAACUUGUCAAUAGACUGCUUACAGGGUAAGGAAACCAAUGGCAUUUUGUAAUUUGGGUGAACUAUCCCUUUAACAUUGGGGGGCGACGGAUUCGUAACUUUUUUUAACCUAAUAUCAGAAACAGCGCCAUCUAGUAGUCAGACCCUGGUAAUAUCAGGAUGUAAGAUGGAACAUAUACCUAGCAACUUUAAUGACAAAUGUAUCUGAACUGGGAAGAAAAACCCCCACCAAAUUCACUGGGAGUACAUUAAAUAGGAUGAUAAAACAGUACUCCCGGCCGCAGCUCCAUAUUACUCGUCAGACACAGAGAACUGAUACUAUAUACUCAUUGUUGGGGUGUGAAGGGACCGUGGGUGGCUUUUGACCAUUCCUUUGGAUUCCUCAUAUCUAACCCAUUGUUUGAAAAACAUUUGGUCCAAAUUUGAUUUUAGGUACUAUAUUUAUUGAAUAUUAUAUUAAUCUUUUAAAUUAAAAUGGCCAAUUUGGAUGCAAUCAAUUAGCUUAAUUUCUCAGAGAUCAAAUUAUAGUUCAACAAAAUAUGCUAAUGUCAUCUGUUUAUAACAAAUUUACUAUUUCAGAACAGUCUGCGAUGGUGGGUGUCGAAAUCCUCUUUUUAUGUGCUUUUUAAGGUGGAAUGACCCAUCUGUAGCCUACCGAUGUUACAAGCAUGAUUCAGAAGAUGGGGAGAGAGUUUUGUAACUUUUUCAAUGCUAUUUAGGGAUACAAUAGUUCACAUUGGAUUUAUUAACUACAAAAAUUAUGGUGCUGCUCUGCACGCACAAGCUUGUUAGCUAGCUAACGUUUAGUCAACUCUGAAGUUCAAAGACAUUCAAAGUUCCUCCAUAAAUCAAAUCAAAUCAAAUUUUAUUUGUCACAUACACGUGUUUAGCAGAUGUUAUAGCGGGUGUAGCGAAGCUGCUCCUCCGUAAGUAUAAUUCUGUGGGCCUAAUUAAGAUAAUGCAUGUCAUCAAAAGAUGCCCAGCGCUUCAAGCGUCUCUCGCUCUCUCCCUACCCACAAAAUUUCAGUCGCAUCUCGCGCACUAUACUUGUCUUUCCAUCACGCAUGUAAACAACUCACUGAGCUAUAGCUUCCCCGCUCCAUAGAAAGCUGCUCUAUCUGCACAGCAUGAAUGGUGAAGUAAUUUAAUGUUGUGUUAAAUGAAUGAUUUCAGCGGUUUAAAAAGGACCAGAAAUGAACGAUAUAAACUUGUACUUUGUUUUGGUUCGAACCGGUUCAGAACUUUAUUUUGCUGGUCGGAACAGUGGAACAGAACGAAACGAUUGGAAAAUAAUUUUGGUUCCAACCCCUGAAACAUAUACUAGUAGCCUUGUACCUGCAGCUCCCAAGUUCUUAUUGUCAAAAGUACACACGGACAUACAGAAAUGCAAUACAUAGCUUUUUAAAGAACAAAUAAAAUAGCCUAUUAUCUUGCAGGAAAGAACAGAAAUGUUUGUAUUUGCUUACAACCCGUAGCUGGUAUUUGGACUGGUGAGCCUCUGAUUGCUGGCCCAUUUCUCUAACCUUAGGCUAACUGCAGCCCCCACAAGCACCAGGCAUCAACCAACUGAGCCAUCAGAACAACAGAAGCGAGGCUACAUGUAUACAUGUCAGAUCAAAGUCGAGUAUUCAACAAAGCGGGGAAUAAAUAAACAAAAACUACAGUAUAACUCUUGAUUUUGGUAGAACUCUCCCUAAUCCACAGUUCCAAUUUAUGUCUAUAGAAAUAAUCCUCUUCAUCAGCAGAUCUCUCUGUCUGCGUCUCAAAUGGCACCCUAUUUCCUAUUCAGUGCACUACUUUUGAAUAGGGCCGGUAGGGCUCUGUUCAAAAGUAAUGCACUAAAUAGGGAAUAUGGUGCAAUUUGGGAAUCAACCUCAGACUCCUACCCUGCAUUACUGUCGAACACCAUUUAAUCAAUGCCACCCGGCACAGAAAUAGGACUGUAAACAAGAUGUAUUCAACACUAUAUCUGCAAGCAUUGUAGGAUCUGACAACUUUGUUUUUCUGCAUAAAUUAUUGAUCCCUGACACUUUUUGUUCACUUUGAGCAGAAUGCUAAGACUCUAUAUUUAUAUCUAAUACAGAGAGCACUUUGUGUGUGCGUGCGUGUGUGUAUUGCCUGGGAUGCCCGCUUCCAUCCUAGGCCGGUCUUGGGUUAUGUUAUUGUUGUUACCUGUGUUGGCAGUCAACGGUGUUGCCGGGGUGAUGCUCUUUCUCUCUUCUUUCUCUCUCUCGCUAUUCUGUCUCGCUGUCUCUGUCUCUCUCUCUCUCUCCAUCUUUGUCUCUUUCUUCUAUUUCUGUAUCUCUCCAUUUCUCGACCUCUCUCUUUCCCUAACUCUGUUCUCCAAUUUCCAUCUCACUCUUUGUUACAAAUUUAUAUUUUAUUCUCCCCCUCAAUCAAUCUUCAAAUGCGUUCUCCCGCUCUAUCUCUGUUUCCCUCGGUCUCCCACCUCCUCUCUUUUUCUCACUUACUAAGAGACAUAUGAUGACAACCGCCAGCUGAGAGGUCGACUCCACAACGGCGACACACAAAUUCAUAUACACAUAUAACACACGCACACACACACACAAUCCCACGUCGCAAGUCACCACAGCCUGCCACUGUGGGUGUGAAACACACCAGACACGAGCGAGGCGCCUCUGUGUGUGAGAAAACACACACACACAGGAGCCGGGGAACAGGCAGAGAAGAAGGCAAUUAGUGGUGGCGUUGGGCUUGAAUUUGAUCCGUACUGCCAACAUUCUCCACCCAGCCUGUUUGCCCUGACACAUAAUGGGAGAGAAGACAACAACAGAGCAGUCAGCUGCUCACUGAGAUGGUUGUGGCUCAUGUCACUGUUCUACUGAAAUGAACGUCUUUGUACUGGCCCUGUUUGUUAUCAAUGUUAUUUUAAUAUUGUCCCUUUAUUAGAACUUGUUUGUUUGAUGUCUGGUCAAGUUAAGUUUCAGUCUCAUUGGAAACUGAAAUGACAGGUGGAUAUGAUUUGACACACACAUUCCCGAAAAUCACACCCAUCUUGUUAUAAUAUGCUACAGCUAUAGAAGCCUAUCUAUGGCAAUGCUGUUAUGCUAGCCAUAGAGAAUUAGAGCACCUCUCAUAAAUGACACCAUUCUCCCCACAUAGUGCACUACUUUUGACCACCAAAGCGACGUAGGGCUCUAAUCUUGCUUUAUUUUGCAGCAGUGAUAUGUGUUGUCAUAUUGUUUUAAUAAAGUCUAAAUAGUUAAUGUGAAUUCCUGUUGUUUCUCCUAGCUCUCUAUGUCUCAGCUGGCAGCUACUUCACGCUACCCGACCAUGAGCCACUCCACUGCCGUGUCACCAUGGCAACAGCCGUUUUCCUCUCAGCUCUAUCCGUCCCCAUUGGCAUCGGCCCACCAGCUGUCACAUGUCGUAAGAUUCCACCCCCGUACCCUCUCCCACGCGCACACAGACACAAACACGCAUGGGGAUACACACAGUGCUACUCACACGCAGACACAUGAAGACAAACGGAUACAUACACACAUAGACACACUGAUACAUAAACACAUGAAUAUGGGCACUUUAUAGGUCUCUGACACAGUCACAUAUAAGUGUGCGCACACACACUCAUGUAUCAUUUCCAUGGGUACACAGACAGACACAGUGAUUUCAAUUCGAAUGCUCACUCACCUUUCUAACACAAAGCUAUGUACAGACACAUACCUGCAGACACAGCGGCACACACGCACACACACGCACACACACGACCUUGAGAGUACACUUUUUGCUGAACUCCGGCAUGCUCUUUGUCUUUGGGACUACACAAGGUUUUUCAUCUUUCAAAUCAAAAGAAACACUCUUUGACUCCGCACUCACAUCAAUGUACAAUGUCUGAUCCAAUUUUCUCAAGGUAUCCAGUUCUUUACAAGCUGUGAUUUUAUAUUUAACACUACAGUGGGGGGAAAAAGUAUUUAGUCAGCCACCAAUUGUGCAAGUUCUCCCACUUAAAAAGAUGAGAGAGGCCUGUAAUUUCCAUCAUAGGUACACGUCAACUAUGACAGACAAAAUUUCAGAAAAUCACAUUGUAGGAUUUUUAAUGAAUUUAUUUGCAAAUUAUGGUGGAAAAUAAGUAUUUGGUCAAUAACAAAAGUUUCUCAAUACUUUGUUAUACAGUGAUCCCUCGCCACUUCGCGGUUCACUUAUCGCGGAUUCGCUAUUUCGCGGAUUUUCAUAAUGCAUUUUUUUUUUUUUGGUGCAUUGUGCUCUGCAUUCUGAUUCGCUAAAAACUCACUCCCGCUUCUUGUAUCAAAACAUGCUACGAAUUGUGCUAUCAUUUUGUCGUCUCGUGCAGUUAUGUGUACGUACAUAAAACAGCUUGGCAAAUUUACAUUAAGUUGGCCAAAUUAUCUUGUAAUUUCGAACAUCUCCUAAACCCAUAAUGUCGACGAAACGGCCUGGACCGACAAAAGCACCUGCGGAUGGGCCCAAACGGCGGAAGAUGCUACCUAUCUCAGAUAAAGUUAAACUUCUGGACAUGCUAAGGGAAGGUAAAUGACAAAGCCACAAAGCGACGAUGAAAGAGAAGAGGGAGAAGAGGACACGAGAGAUGAGGAGGAAGGACUAACGCUUGGUCGCUUAGCAACCAUGGUGUGAAUGGCCACUGAACUUAAGCGAGUAGCUGAGGAAUGGGACCCUUUGAUGAGCCGUUCAUUACAGUUCUCCAACGUAAUCGAUGGUGGCAUGUCGGUGUACAAGGAUCUUUUUGCAAAGAAGAAAAAAGAGCGACAACAGCUGCCUAUCACUAUGUUCUUCUCCCGAACAAACACACCUGCACGGCGGGCUUCAGAAGAAGAGAACACUGCAGAGCGCAGUCAGGAUGCAGCGGCCCAGUCUGAAGAGCAGUGAAACGGCCUACACGUGAGUCACUGUAUUUGUAUACAUGUAAUAGUUGCUAAUUGUAAAAAAAAAAAGUUUUCUAUUUCGCGGAUUUCACUUAUCGCGGGUCAUUUUCGGAACGUAACCCCCGCGAUAAACGAGGGAUUACUGUAUACCCUUUUUUGGCAAUGACACAGGUCAAACGUUUUCUGUAAGUCUUCACAAGGUUUUCACACACUGUUGCUGGUAUUUUGGCCCAUUCCUCCAUGCAGAUCUCCUCUAGAGCAGUGAUGUUUUGGGGCUGUCGCUGGGCAACACGGACUUUCAACUCCCUCCAAAGAUUUUCUAUGGGGUUGAGAUCUGGAGACUGGCUAGGCCACUCCAGGACCUUGAAAUGCUUCUUACGAAGCCACUCCUUCGUUGCCCGGGCGGUGUGUUUGGGAUCAUUGUCAUGCUGAAAGACCCAGCCACGUUUCAUCUUCAAUGCCCUUGCUGAUGGAAGGAGGUUUUCACUCAAAAUCUCACGAUACAUGGCCCCAUUCAUUCUUUCCUUUACACGGAUCAGUCGUCCUGGUCCCUUUGCAGAAAAACAGCCCCAAAGCAUGAUGUUUCCACCCCCAUACUUCACAGUAGGUAUGGUGUUCUUUGGAUGCAACUCAGCAUUCUUUGUCCUCCAAACACAACGAGUUGAGUUUUUACCAAACAGUUCUAUUUUGGUUUCAUCUGACCAUAUGACAUUCUCCCAAUCCUCUUCUGGAUCAUCCAAAUGCACUCUAGCAAACUUCAGACGGGCCUGGACAUGUACUGGCUUAAGCAGGGGGACACGUCUGGCACUGCAGGAUUUGAGUCCCUGGCGGCGUAGUGUGUUACUGAUGGUAGGCUUUGUUACUUUGGUCCCAGCUCUCUGCAGGUCAUUCACUAGGUCCCCCCGUGUGGUUCUGGGAUUUUUGCUCACCGUUCUUGUGAUCAUUUUGACCCCACGGGGUGAGAUCUUGCGUGGAGCUCCAGAUCGAGGGAGAUUAUCAGUGGUCUUGUAUGUCUUCCAUUUCCUAAUAAUUGCUCCCACAGUUGAUUUCUUCAAACCAAGCUGCUAACCUAUUGCAGAUUCAGUCUUCCCAGCCUGGUGCAGGUCUACAAUUUUGUUUCUGGUGUCCUUUGACAGCUCUUUGGUCUUGGCCAUAGUGGAGUUUGGAGUGUGACUGUUUGAGGUUGUGGACAGGUGUCUUUUAUACUGAUAACAAGUUCAAACAGGUGCCAUUAAUACAGGUAACGAGUGGAGGACAGAGGAGCCUCUUAAAGAAGAAGUUACAGGUCUGUGAGAGCCAGAAAUCUUGCUUGUUUGUAGGUGACCAAAUACUUAUUUUCCACCAUAAUUUGCAAAUAAAUUCAUUAAAAAUCCUACAAUGUGAUUUUCUGGAUUUUUUUCUUCUCAAUUUGUCUGUCAUAGUUGAUGUGUACCUAUGAUGAAAAUUACAGGCCUCUCUCAUCUUUUUAAGUGGGAGAACUUGCACAAUUGGUGGCUGACUAAAUACUUUUUUCCCCCAUUGUACCUGGACACACUACAAAUGCAUUCCAUUCCAAGUUUGACAGUGUACCCAAUGCAACAUUUUAUGCAAAGUCCAUGACCUAGAUAAUUUGAUGUCUUUUCAUGUUGAGUAUACUGACUAUAGAAUACGACCCAGUUCUCACUGGUUUUGUUAACAUGUUUUUGAGACUUUUAAAGUAACUGCCCAGUCAAAAUCGUACUUUUAAAAGGUCAUAUUCUGUUAACUCAUAUCCAAAUAAUGUUGUUGAGUAGUCCUAUACUCGUAAUUGUGGCCAAAACCCACCUCAAACUUGUACCUCAAACAGUUUAAAAAAUGCUUGCUAUUUCCUCAUAGAACAGGAUGUCAUCUCCUUGAGGAGGAUGAGCUAGCGAAUCAGCAGUCUAGAGGAGGAUGAGCUGGCCAAUCAGUGGCCUACUUACAUAAAUAUGUUUAAUGACUGGUAUACGCCCACACAAUUCUGUUGUAGGCGUACGCCCACACCAUUCCAACACAGAAAAGCUGCUUUUUAACAUAUUUAAAUAAGAAAUGUUGGAUGGAAAACUAUUUCACUCAUAUUGUCAGUAAUUAUAGUAGCUUAGUGGGUAAGAGCGUUGUGCCAGUAACCGAAAGGUCGCUGGUUCUAAUCCCCGAGCCAACUAGGUGAAAAAUCUGUCGAUGUGCCCUUGAGCAAGGCACUUAACCCUAAUUGCUCCUGUAAGUCGCUCUGGAUAAGAGCGUCUGCUAAAUGACUAAAAUGUAAAUGAAAUGUUAUAGGUCAUAUUCAUAGAAAUCUGGAAACACUGGGCAGUUACUUUAAAGAAGAUCAUUGUAAAGCUGAGGAUGCAGGAACUGGGGUACUAAUCGUGUUGAGUAACUUUGUGUUGAGUAACUUCUCGCAAAAUAGGAACGGUAAUCAUUUUUCCUUUGAAAACAUUGUUGUUUUUUGAUUUCCUCACACACACUCACAAGGAUGCAUACAUUUGGCAUCCAUCCAAUGUGUUUUUUUCUUCAAAUAAAUGGUGUGAAAAUAGUAUAGUAUGAGUUUAAUCUCGUGGUCCCUGAGUUUACCUGUUAGAUAUAUGUUUCAUUCUCAUUACAAUCCGUUUAAACCGACUCAAAUCUGCUCCGAUAUGUCUCUAUAAUUUAGGUGCCAACAAGAACAUCCUUCUUCUCACAGACUUAAAGAUAUGCAUAGCUGCUAGUGUUACCGCGUAAACACCCACUUGUAUCGCCAAAUCAGUGUCAUUAUAAUUAAUGUAUCCAGGACAGCAAAGGCACACAGAACUAGUACACAUCAUAUUUACAUUAUAGAUUGCAUAACACACACUAGUGUGACCAAACAGGGUUUGAACCUGGGUCUCCUGCAUACCACAAGACAAUGUUAGCCUGCUGAGCUAAAGCUUAGGAAUUUGCUCAGGGAGCUAACACAAGUAUGCAGAUGUGCUUCCACUAGGGAAAUAGUUUACAAAUGUUAGCUAAUGUAAGCUAACACAUUUCAAUUGUUUUGUGUUAGCAGCGAACAUUCACUAACGUUAGCUAACAGUCUAAGAAGGUAGUGUGCGAUGAACCUAAGUGUCUGUUUUGGGUCUAAACUGCUGUUACAAAUACAAGUGGCCAUGUAGACUUUCUAUUAAAUAUAGUAAGAAUAGCAAAGUUAUUUGCAGUUUGAAUAUUGUUGCUAAAAAGCCACAGUAAAACAGCAGAAAUUAGCUAUUUGCGGCUUCUCCGUAACAUUAUGGGAUGUCUAUUCAAAUCGUUCAACUGAAAUUGUUACUAAGAAACAUGUUCUCUGCAAACGAAAGCCUUGUUGAACCCACCUCAGGUCUCAGGUAGUCGGCCUUUUUCAAGACAAACAUUCCAACCAACCCAGAACCACCUGUAGAUCGCAGGUUGACGUUUAUUGGGAUGAGUCUUGUCCUAGAUGGGCCAGCUGCAAAGUCAAAAUUGGCUAUAUUGAAAAAAUUAAUGAAAACCUAAAUUAGCCUUUUGGUCUUAAUUUAAGGUUAGGGUUAGGCAUUAUGUUCAGCAGCAUGGUUAAGGUUAGAGUUAGGUUUAGGUUUAGAAUCAGAUUUUAGGGCUUUGUGGCUUUGCUAGCUAGUGAUCAGUCUGCAGAGCUGCCUCCAGAACAAGAUUCAUGACGAAGAACGCUAACCUGCAUGUACAGUGCAUUCUGAAAGUAUUCAGACCCCUUGACUUUUUGACAUUUUGUUACCUUACAGCCUUAUUCUAAAAUUUAUUAAAUCAUUUUUUUACCUCAUUAAUCUACACACAAUACCCCAUGAUGUCAAAGCAAAAACAGGUUUUUAGAAUUUUUUGUAAAAAAAAAUAAAUAAUAAAAUAACUGAAAUAUGACAUUUACAUAAGUAUUCAGACCCUUUACUCAGUACUUUGUUGAAGCACCUGUGGGAGCGAUUACAGCCUCAAGUCUUCUUGGGUAUGACGCUACAAGCAUGGCACACCUGUAUUUGGGGAGUUUGUCCCAUUCUUCUCUGCAGAUCCUCUUAAGCUCUGUCAGGUUGGAUGGGGAGCGUCGCUGCACAGCUAUUUUCAGGUGUCUCCAAAGAUGUUCGAUCGGGUUCAAGUCCGGGCUCUGGCUGGGCCACUCAAGGACAUUCAGAGACUUGGCCCGAAGCCACUCCUGCGUUGUCUUGGCUGUGUGCUUAGGGUCGUUAUCCUGUUGGACGGUGAACCUUUACCCCAGUCUGAGGUCCUGCGCGCUCUGGAGCAGGUUUUCAUCAAGGAUCUCUCUUUACUUUGCUCCAUUCAUCUUUCCCUCGAUCCUGACUAGUCAAAUAAAAUAAAAUAAAAUUGUAUUUGCAACAUGCGCCGAAUACAACAGGUGUAGACCUUAAAGUGAAAUGCUUACAAGCCCUUAACCAACAAUGCCGUUUUUAAGAAAAGAAAAAAAAUGUGUAGAGGAAUAAAUAGAGAAAUAAAAAAUAGCAUAAUUAAAAUAACAGUAGGGAGGCUAUAUACAGAGGAUAUCGGUACAGAGUCAAUGUGCGGGGGCACCGGUUAGUCGAGGUAAUUGAGGUAAUAUGUACAUGUGGGUACAGUUAAAGUGACUAUGCAAAAUAAUAAACAGUAGCAGCAGUGUAAAAGAGGGGGUUGGGGUGGGGUGUGGGAGGCAAUGCAAAUAGUCAGGGUAGCCAUGAUUAGCUGUUCAGGAGUCUUAUGGCUUUGGGGUAAAAGCUGUUAAGUGCCCUCUUCACGACUGUCUUGGUGUGUUUGGACCAUGAUAGUUUGUUGGUGAUGUGGACACCAAGGAACUUGAAGCUCUCAACCUGUUCCGCUACAGCCCCGUCGAUGAGAAUGGUGGCGUCUCCCAGUCCCUGCCACUGAAAAACAUCCCCACAGCAUGAUUCUGCCACCACCAUGCUUCAACUGUAGGGAUGGUGCCAGGUUUCCUCCAGAUGUGAUGCUUGGCAUUCAGGCCAAAGAGUUCAAUCUUGGUUUCAUCAGAGAGUCCUUUAAGUGCCUUUUGGGAAACUCCAAGCAGGCUGUCAUGUGCCUUUUACUGAGGAGUGGCUUCCGUCUGGCCACUCUACUAUAAAGGCCUGAUUGGUGGAGUGCUGCAGAGAUGGUUGUCCUUCUGGAAGGUUCUCCCAUCUCCACAGAGGAACUCUGGAGCUCUGUCAGAGUGACCAUCGGGUUCUUGGUCACCUCCCUGACCAAGGCCCUUCUCCCCCGAUUGCUCAGUUUGGCCGGGCGGCCAGCUCUAGGAAGAGUGUUGGUGGUUCCAAACAUCUUCCAUUUCAGAAUGAUGGAGGCCACUGUGUUCUUGGGGACCUUCAAUGCUGCAGACAUUUUUUGGUACCCUUCCCCAGAUCUGUGCCUCGACACAAUCCUGUCUCGGAGCUCUACUGACAAUUCCUUCAACCUCAUGGAUUGUUUUUUGCUCUGACAUGCACUGUCAACUGUGGGACCUUAUAUAGACAGGUGUGUGCCUUUCCAAAUCAUGUCCAAUCAAUUGAAUUUACCACAGGUGGACCAAGUUUAGAUGAUCAUCAAGGGUGAUCAAUGGAAACAGGAUGCACCUGAGCUCAAUAUCGAGUCUCAUAGCAAAGGCUCUGAAUACUUAUGUAAAUAAGGUAUUUCUGUUUUUUUAUUUUAAUACAUAUGCAAAAAAAAUUAAAAAACUAUUUUUGCUUUGUCAUUAUGGGGUAUUGUGUGUAGAUUGAUGAGUAAAAUGUUGUAUUUCAUCCAUUUUAGAAUAAGGCUGUAAUGUAACAAAAUGUGGAAAAAGUCAAGGGGUCUGAAUACUUUCCGAAUGCACUGUAUAUCAGACAGACUGAGGCCAUAAUAAUCUGACAUCAAUGUAGGCAUUCAAGUAAAGUGUCAGCCAUUAUCAUUUACUUGAAUCACCCUCGACUGCAGUGAUUAGUGCUUUUCUAUAGGCCUAACUAACUACUGUCGGUCAUUGUAUAGGUUUCAAUCAUGGUGGUGUGUUGUGGGCGUCACAAUGUGACUUUGGUGGAGGUCAUUAAGGAGGAGGGUGAUGGAAGGUCUCGUAAUGCGCUGGCAGGUGUUUUCUUCCACCAAUCACCACUAGGCCUCGGCCCACUGAACCAUGCCAUAUACCAUAGAACAGGAGAGUGAGGAGAUGACUGGACUGGAAAAUGGCGGCAUUACCUCAACACAGCUAAUUAACAGCAGGGUUGCGUUCAUUAGCCACCAAACUGAAGAAAAUUGACAAAAAAACGGGAGGGACUAGCUGAACUUGUCCAACUUGUCAGGCUCUCUUUCUCUCUCUCUCAUUUUCUCUCUCUCUCUCUCUCUCUUCUCUCUCUCUCUCUCUCUCUCUCUCUCUCUCUCUCUCUCUCUCUCUCUCUCUCUCUCUCUCUCUCUCUUUGUGGCAGGAGGUCCCAGCUGCCAGCAACAUCACCCACCUAGAGGUGGACCUCAACGUGUCCCCUAGGGACGGCCUCCCUGCCUACCAGUCUGCUGCGCUGGCCGACGAGGGCCACCUGGAGCUCCAAGAGCUGCCAUUCACCCCCGUCCAUGCCCCCAUCAUCACCAUGGGAACACACGCCGCGCCCAGGUGAGCACCAGAGGCCAGGGUCCUUGUCACAGCCAGCGGUUUCACACAUCGGUCCCUCGCCUGCUUUAGGUGCCUCUCAGAACGCCUGCAUGUUAAUGGAAGGAUAGGGUCCUCAAGGUCCUUUAUAUUGACGUUACAAGGAGGUGUCCUGGGACAAAUGGCAUAAACAACGGGACAAAAUGUAUUAGAUAACCGUGACCCUUCAAAGCUAACUACAGCUGGAUUACUAGUACUGUAUCUCAAGUGGUGUUGUGUCAUUUAAAGGGCUCUAUCGCCGGCGCUAAUGCAGUUCUACACUAGAACCCUGGUAUUUUACAACCAUGAUAAAUCACUCACAUCUGAUCGGUCAGGCUUGAAUAGCGUUCAUGAUCCACACUUGCGGCUGUUACUCGUGUGAUAAAAGGCUAUUGAAUGCUAACCGGCCUCGCACCGUGGCUUUGAACAUGCCUCAAACACUCUCCUUGUUUAACUGCUGCGUUAUCUCCGUCCAAAGGCUUGGGCAGCAGUCCAUUACAUCACAAUUCUCUACUGUCUUGCUAUCUACCGAGAGAUCAAUGGUUCAGCUAAUUGGUCUAAUGUGCAGUGGGUAGUAUACAGUAGGUGGAACAUUCAGUUAGGAGACAAUUUAGAGGAGUAGGAUCUGCCCCAUUCUAAAAAUAGCAUCUCAAGUGACUAUUUACGAUACAAGACAGUGUGCAGUAGUCAUUUAUAAAGGGGGGCCAUUCUUUAAAUAAUCUGUGAGUACUAACAGCAUACAGUGCCUUGCAAAAGUAUUCAUCCCCCUUGGCAUUUUUCCUAUUUUGUUGCAUUACAACCUGUAAUUUAAAUAGAUUUUUAUUUGCAUUUCAUGUAAUGGACAUACACAAAAUAGUCCAAAUUGGUGAAGUGGAAUGGGAAAAAUAACUUAUUUCAAAAAAAAAAAGAAAAUAGAUAAUGGAAAAAUGGUGCGUGCAUAUGUAUUCACCCCCUUUGCUAUGAAGCCCCUAAAUAAGAUCUGGUUCAGCCAAUUACCUUCAGAAGUCACAUAAUUAGUUAAAUAAAGUCCACCAUGUGCAAUCUAAGUGUCACAUGAUCUGUCACAUGAUCUCAGUAUAUAUACACCUGUUCUGAAAGGCCCCAGAGUCUGCAACACCAAUAAGCAAGGGGCACCACCAAGGAAGCGGCACCAUGAAGACCAAGGAGCUCUCCAAACAGGUCAGGGACAAAGUUGUGGAGAAGUACAGAUCAGGGUUGGGUUAUAAAAAAAAUAUCCGAAACUUUUAACAUCCCACGGAGCACCAUUAAAUCCAUUAUUAAAAAAUGGAAAGAAUAUGGCACCACAACAUACCUGCCAAGAGAGGGCCGCCCACCAAAACUCACGGACCAGGCAAGGAGGGCAUUAAUCAGAGAGGCAACAAAGAGACCAAAGAUAACCCUGAAGGAGCUGCAAAGCUCCACAGCGGAGAUUGGAGUAUCUGUCCAUAGGACCACUUUAAGCCGUACACUCCACAGAGCUGGGCUUUACGGAAGAGUGGCCAGAAAAAAGCCAUUGCUUAAAGAAAGAAAUAAGCAAACACGUUUGGUGUUCGCCAAAAGGUAUGUGGGAGACUCCCCAAACAUAUGGAAGAAGGUACUCUGGUCAGAUGAGACUCAAAUUUAGCUUUUGGGCCAUCAAGGAAAACGCUAUGUCUGGCGCAAACCCAACACCUCUCAUCAACCCGAGAACACCAUCCCCACAGUGAAGCAUGGUGGUGGCAACAUCAUGCUGUGGGGAUGUCAUCGGCAGGGACUGGGAAACUGGUCAGAAUUGAAGGAAUGAUGGAUGGCGUUAAAUACAGGGAAAUUCUUGAGGGAAACCUGUUUCAGUCUUCCAGAGAUUUGAGACUGGGACGGAGGUUCACCUUCCAGCAGGACAAUGACCCUAAGCAUACUGCUAAAGCAACACUUGAGUGGUUUAAGGGGAAACAUUAAAAUGUCUUGGAAUGGCCUAGUCAAAACCCAGACCUCAAUCCAAUUGAAAAUCUGUGGUAUGACUUAAAGAUUGCUGUACACCAGCGGAGCCCAUCCAACUUGAAGGAGCUGGAGCAGUUUUGCCUUGAAGAAUGGGCAUAAAUCCCAGUGGCUAGAUGUGCCAAGCUUAUAGAGACAUACCCCUAGAGACUUGCAGCUGUAAUUGCUGCAAAAGGUGGCUCUACAAAGUAUUGACUUUGGGGGGGUGAAUAGUUAUGCACGCUCAAGUUUUCAGUGUUUUUGUCUUAUUUCUUGUUUGUAUAACAAUAACAAAUAUUUUGCAUCUUCAAAGUGGUAGGCAUGUUGUGUAAAUCAAAUGAUACAAACCCCCCCAAAAAUCCAUUUAAAUUCCAGGUUGUAAGGCAACAAAAUAGGAAAAAUGCCAAGGGGGGUGAAUACUUUCGCAAGCCACUGUAUCUGUUUACUAAAUAGAUAAUAUAGAGCUAAUGUAAUGUAGGCGGUAGGCUAUCAUAAUAAUAGUCAUAAUAUAAUACAGUCAUCGUGUUACAGAGGAAUACCACAUGAGAAAUUACGGCGUGCAAAUAACAGACACGGCAUACGGCGCUCAAACAAACAUUUUACAUUUACAUUUUAGUUAUUUUGCAGACACUCUUAUCCAGAGUGACUUAGAGUAGUGAGUGCAUACAUUUUCAUAUUGUUCUUACUGGUCCCCCGUGGGAAUCGAACCCUCAACCCUGGCGUUGCAAGUGCCAUGCUCUACCUUACUGAGCAAACGAUUGCAUUAGCACAGAAUGAGAUGAAAACAAUUGGCUGGCAUGGAAACCAGUCUUACAGGCUGUGUCCCAAAUGGCACCCAUUAUCUUUGACCAGGGACCAUAAGGGGGCAGUAUACGGUAUAGGUAAUAGAGUGUAAUUUAGGAUAUAGACACAGUGUCUGGAACACAGACAUACGUAGUGCUGUUCACUGGGACGAAAUGUAUGGUACUCUGUCUUUAAAAAAUAUAAAUUCUGAAAGGAAUGACCCACUUAUUUGAGGAGGAUCACUAUGAACUUUAUUAAUUUAAUUUCAAUAAUCACAACUGUGUAUCAGAUUGAACUCCUUUUGAAAUGAAGACAGUGGCUAGAAUAUUAAUCCAAUCGGGGGUGAAUUAAGAUAUUACUUUUGGAGGGGGAGACGGAAGUGUGAAAUUGAUAUAGUCAUGGUAAACUCGCUCAUUUGAUGAGGUCUUUGACAUUCCCCUCCGAAUAAGCCCAAACUGUAAUUAGUUAUAUGAGAGUCUGUUUUUUUAGUAUUACUUUUCAAGUCAAUUUUAUUUACAGAUAUGAUUUGUCAGAUUUGUCUUACUGACAUUGAGUAGUAUCUCGUGGUAAACAACAGGUUGUUCAUUUUCCCUUCCCUGAAUGUGCACUUUAACCAACCAUCUGUGUCUGCUGCUCUGCUACUUAUCAUGCACGGAGUAGUCCAUGUCAAAAUCAAAAAUAUAAGUUAUGGAUGUCAUGGUUUCCGAAAAACAGGUGGGCCACUGUGAUUAGAGAUAACUACAGAUUAUGGUGUAAAUCCUAAGGGAGCGUUUUGGCACCGGUCCUCCUCUCCCCCAGAAGGGAUUCUCUCUUCGUGUGUUAUCGCUGAACAGGAUGGGGAUGCCAACAUCCUCAAACCAUCUUAAUCAUUCUCCCUCCAUGUUUCGAACGCAAACCUGAGUACUAGGGUUGGGGUCAAUUACUCUCUUCGUGAAUUGAAUAUAGUAUAGUGACUAUAGAGUAUAGUAUAAGGACUAUUUCACUGGAAUUGACCCUAACCCCUGCCUUGUACUGGCUAAUUCCCAUGUCACUGUGUUUUUCCAUUACGUUUGGUUGCUAAUACAAAUUGCUAAGUACUCUCUAGGGCUGUGUCUGAAAUGAGACCAUUUUCCCUAGUAUGUAGUGCACUACUUUUGGCCAGAGCCUCAUGGGCUUCCUAAGGGGCUCUGGCCAAAAGUAGUGCACUAUAUAGGGAAUAGGAUCGAUGCCAUUUCAGACGCAGCCUAGAUUGUUCUUUUUGUUUGAUGAUUGUUUCCUCUUAUUUUGCAGCUCUUCCUCUGUGAGUUCCAGGAGCUCCCUGGCCCACCUCUACUCAGCCGGUUUCCCCCACAUCACAGACCCCAGUGGGGUGGUGGCUGAAGUGCUGGACCCGACAGAACCAGUCAACUUUGACCCCCAGAGAGAGGAGGUGGAUCCCCUGCAGGGCAAUGUGCUCCUGCUGCAGUUUCUGGCAUUUUCCAGGUGAACCCACAGCCGUCUGGUCAUGAUUGGGGCGCUACGGCACCAUGCAUAAACAUCACCCGCGUAGUGUAGGCUGAAAUUGAUUCUAACCAGCAUGUUAUGUACUCUAUUGUACUGUACAUUGUCUUCCAACGUUCAUAUAGGAUGGAUUUGCCCUGUGCAUCCAGAAUGCAAUGCAAGUGUAAGGGUGUAUCCUAACUUCAGUCAAAUGUUUACUUUGUCAUGCAUUGAUUUCAAUGGGCGAAUAAGUGAACAUUUGACUUAAGUGGACGCUAGGAUUCGCCCCAUAGUGACGAAACCACAUAUGAGGAUUUGUGAUUGACUAUUUUUGUCUGCAAAUAAGAAUAAUGGGCUUGAAAAAAUAUAUAUUUUAUAUGAGCCUCCACACCAUUUGUAUUAAAAUAUAAGAAGAGACAUUCCUGUGUGCACUUGGUCGCUAGCCAAGGACAUACGGUGCUUUGUGAUGUUGACGUCCAGCCAAGAUUACUUCAGUGCACUUACACACACUUACUCUUGGCGGUUUAAGGCUCACACGCACGCAUGAAAACAUACACACACACACGAAAACACACACACAAAGCCUUGUCAAAGACAUCCCAGUUCCUGCAGCUGUCCCCUCUGCCAAAGCCUGACUUUUAUUUUGUCAUCAGCUCUGUCAUCCCCAAGAUAUAGGCAUCAGGCAUUUGUCAUAUGCAUCAUCGACGGCCCUGCGAGUAAAGGUACAGCCACUUCUUUUGUGGCUGCAGCUUUGAGGCUUCAGUGCAGUUUGAAACAUAAUGGUAGCUUUUAUGUUUUGACAAUAACCGCUUUGACUGAAUUGCAGGCUGCCAAUUUACAGUAGUCUACCACACAUAAAAGGAAUCAACAGAUACUGCUCAAAAUUGCCAUAAGUGGGGAGAAAUUAGGGAUGUGACAUUUGUAAUAAAAAAAAGAGUAUUUUACUUAAUAAAGCUCGAUGUUAUCCUUUUUCCUGCCAUCUCAGCUGCUCAUUUUCACUAAAACAAUUUCAACCACCUCACAAAUACAUACUUCAUGCCAACUUGAAGGCUCUCCAAGUAUCCCCGGUACUCGCGGCUCGCUCCGAAACAACACACUUUCUUUCCCUAACAAACUUGAUAAAUGGGUACAGCGGGCAAGGGGGAUAGACUGCGUCUCUCUCUACGAUGCUGUAAUUAUCAAUCUUGUCUGUUUACUGGAAGAAUAUUCAUGUCCAGCUGUGUCAGAAAUGGCACCCUAUUCCCUAUAUAGCGCACUGUGCCCUAUAUAGGGAGCCAUUUGGGACACAACGCCAAUCUCUGUAGCCAUGUAGAGACAUUAGCUUGUGCCGGCCUCUUUAUUUUACAUUUUAGUCAUUUAGCAGACAUUUUAGCCAUUUAGCAGACGCUCUUAUCCAGAGCGACUUACAGUUAGUGAGUGCAUACAUUUUUUCAUACUGGCCCCCGUGGGAAAUGAACCCACAACCCUGGCGUUGCAAGCGCCAUGCUCUACCAACUGAGCUACACGGGGCCUUUAUCACGGGAACCUCAGCCUGUGUGAAUCUCCGGGGUCAGACUUUGCUCUUAUUAAAUUCCACUUCAACGUGGUGGUUUUGAUACCGUUCGUGCUCGGUGGGCCUCACAGUGGCUGCCUCUCCCUAAACGCUUCUCCCCCCUUUAUAUAAUGCCCAAUGAUUGAUUGCUAAUCUUCUCGCAGGGAAAUGGAGAAGUAAUCGUUUCCGUCCCUAAUCUCACUCGCAGCUAAUUUAUUCCUAGCACCAAGACUGAGGGGACGGCGGGCGAGAGUUUGGGCCCACCCACGGUUUGGAGAGUAUGUGUGUAGAGAGUGUGUGUGUGUUUAGUGCUAAUACGCUCAGAGGGUGGUCAUUUUAAGUUGUGUGAAAUAGAAGAAAGUUGAGGACUUAUUUAGAUUAAAUCUCUCUACCACCUAUAGUUGAUUUCUCGACUAGGACAAAAACUACAUUCCUCUUGCUCUGAAAGAAAGUACAUUUGGUCCCAUCAUCAAAACGCUGCUACGAUAUUUUUUUUAAAUCUCACUGCCAAUCAGAACAAGCAUGCUUUCUCAUUGCACAGAAAAUGUUACUAAAAUAGUAUUUUACCCCCGGUUACAGGGUUACAACAGGUUUUGAUAGGGUAGGGCCAGAUGAAUCCAUCCAUGGUUGGAAAAGGUGUGAUGCUGUAGGCCUAUAGCUGCUAAGAGGGCACCUUUUCUAUCAGCCUCUGAUUUAUGUUUUUUUUAUUAAGUGAUUUAGCCCUCCUAAACCCAGAACACUUGGUUUUAAGGAACUAUAAAAAGGACGGGGAUAUGGGUAAAAAAAAUGAUUUUUGUUUCCAGGAACGAAGCUGUAUGAUUGACUGAUCUGACUCUCUGAUUCAAUUUGAUUUAAUUACAUGUUUAAAUGGGUGUUAUUAAAUCCUAAAUGUGCUUCUGCCACUGCACAUGGAUUGGUUCGGGAAAAAAAUUAUCAUACUUGGCAGGAGCUCAGCGAUGACAUUCCAAGUAGAACGUAAUAUUAAAGUGAAUAUAAUAUAUGCCUGAGUACUGUGUGGAGUAGCAGUCUUUAUUAUCACCCAAGGGGCAAUUUGCUAUGCAGAAAGUAGACAAAUUCUGUACUCGGACAACAUAUAGAAUAUACAGUGGGGAAAAAAAGUAUUUAGUCAGCCACCAAUUGUGCAAGUUCUCCCACUUAAAAAGAUGAGAGAGGCCUGUAAUUUUCAUUUUCAUUUUCAAAAAUCCAGAAAAUCACAUUGUAGGAUUUUUAAUGAAUUUAUUUGCAAAUUAUGGUGGAAAAUAAGUAUUUGGUCGCCUACAAACAAGCAAGAUUUCUGGCUCUCACAGACCUGUAACUUCUUCUUUAAGAGGCUCCUCUGUCCUCCACUCGUUACCUGUAUUAAUGGCACCUGUUUGAACUUGUUAUCAGUAUAAAAGACACCUGUCCACAACCUCAAACAGUCACACUCCAAACUCCACUAUGGCCAAGACCAAAGAGCUGUCAAAGGACACCAGAAACAAAAUUGUAGACCUGCACCAGGCUGGGAAGACUGAAUCUGCAAUAGGUUAGCAGCUUGGUUUGAAGAAAUCAACUGUGGGAGCAAUUAUUAGGAAAUGGAAGACAUACAAGACCACUGAUAAUCUCCCUCGAUCUGGGGCUCCACGCAAGAUCUCACCCUGUGGGGUCAAAAUGAUCACAAGAACGGUGAGCAAAAAUCCCAGAACCACACAGGGGGACCUAGUGAAUGACCUGCGACCAAAGUAACAAAGCCUACCAUCAGUAACACACUACGCCGCCAGGGACUCAAAUCCUGCAGUGCCAGACGUGUCCCCCUGCUUAAGCCAGUACAUGUCCAGGCCCGUCUGAAGUUUGCUAGAGUGCAUUUGGAUGAUCCAGAAGAGGAUUGGGAGAAUGUCAUAUGGUCAGAUGAAACCAAAAUAUAACUUUUUGGUAAAAACUCAACUCGUCGUGUUUGGAGGACAAAGAAUGCUGAGUUGCAUCCAAAGAACACCAUACCUACUGUGAAGCAUGGGGGUGGAAACAUCAUGCUUUGGGGCUGUUUUUCUGCAAAGGGACCAGGACGACUGAUCCGUAUAAAGGAAAGAAUGAAUGGGGCCAUGUAUCGUGAGAUUUUGAGUGAAAACCUCCUUCCAUCAGCAAGGGCAUUGAAGAUGAAACGUGGCUGGGUCUUUCAGCAUGACAAUGAUCCCAAACACACCGCCCGGGCAACGAAGGAGUGGCUUCGUAAGAAGCAUUUCAAGGUCCUGGAGUGGCCUAGCCAGUCUCCAGAUCUCAACCCCAUAGAAAAUCUUUGGAGGGAGUUGAAAGUCUGUGUUGCCCAGCGACAGCCCCAAAACAUCACUGCUCUAGAGGAGAUCUGCAUGGAGGAAUGGGCCAAAAUACCAGCAACAGUGUGUGAAAACCUUGUGAAGACUUACAGAAAACUUUUGACCUGUGUCAUUGCCAACAAAGGGUAUAUAACAAAGUAUUGAGAAACUUUUGUUAUUGACCAAAUACUUAUUUUCCACCAUAAUUUGCAAAUAAAUUCAUAAAAAAUCCUACAAUGUGAUUUUCUGGAGAAAAAAAUUCUCAUUUUGUCUGUCGUAGUUGACGUGUACCUAUGAUGAAAAUUACAGGCCUCUCUCAUCUUUUUAAGUGGGAGAACUUGCACAAUUGGUGGCUGACUAAAUACUUUUUUUCCCCACUAUAUACAACAUAAAGACUAUAAAUAUAGCCAAGCAAAAAUGUAAACAAUUCAUAAAAAAUCAAGAUGGCCUACUUUAACUGAUAUAGCCUUUAGCGUAAUAGUAAUAGUAUAGUUUAUUGAGAAUAGUGAAUGUGGUAUACAUUGUAGACUAAGUCAGGGUUAAAAACUGUGAAUAGCACCUACUGUAUGUUGGAGUACAUAAAGUCUACGUCAUAUAACAGUAGGGUUUAGUGUGAAUAGACGCUGUGUUGUAGUGUGUGAAGUAAUGUUGUGUGAAUAGUGUGCACUACAGUACAUGCAGUUACAUCAUGUCAUGUAAGGGUUUAUAGUGUGCACAGGAGCUACAGAAUGUCGCAGUAUUUAAAGUAAUAGUCAGUCUAAAUACUGUACACUACAGUACAUGAAGUCUACAUCAUGUAAUGAAAGGGUUUAGCAUAAAUAUACUUUGUAACCUUUGUUUCCUCUCUUCCUGUUUUCCCACAGGAUACCACAACAGGGGGUGAGCAGCGACUGGCCAGACUCUGUCCAUUUCACCUUCCAGCUCUACCGCUUCCCGCCAGUGACCACACAGCGCCUGAAACUACUGGGUAUCGACAAGCUGCCGAAGAAAUCCAGCGAGACGCCACCCUGUGUCCUGGCCAUCAUUAACAAGGAUGGAACAGUCAACUCUGGUAAGGGGGGACCAGAGGAACCAUUUUGAACUGUACUAACCAGACCUGAAUUCAAAAACGAUUUUAAAAAAUGUCAAAUACUUUAGCUGGGCUUGAUUGAGCUUGCCUGGCGCAAUGGAACCAGUAGAAUAGUUGUGCUAACCUGCAAACCCCACCGAUCUGGCACUCCAAGCAGGCUAAAGAAAAAACGAAAAGUAUUUCAAAUAGUAUUUGAACCCAUGUCUGUUGAAUAUACUAGAAUACAACAUCAUUUUCAUGUGAUGAUUUGCAAACACUCUUAUUCAAUCACAGAGCUCAUUUUGAUUGAAUCAUUCCUUUAUUCAUGCAUAGGGCCUAACGAAACGGCCUAGAUAUUAUUACCGGUACUGAGUGGGUUCAUCCCAAAUAGCACCCUUUCCCUAUAUAGUGCACCAUUUCUGAUCAGGCCCUAUAGGGCUCUGAUCAAAGGUAGUGCACUAUAUAGGGAAUAGGGUGCCAUUUGGAAUGCAGUCCCUGAGUGAUAUUGAAUGACACCCCUGCUCCUAUCCCACGCCCACCUCCUUCUCUGCACCCACCCAUGAUGUGUGCCCAGAACAUAUUGUACAUGAUCAUGAACACAUUUACAUAUGUAUGCAAGCUGCAAGUUUCCCUCUUUCUCUCUCUCUCUCUGUAUAACUGUAUUACAGAUUUAGGAUCUUAAUUUGACCACUCUUUUGUUGCUGAGAAUUUUCCUGCACAUCAGGAAAUCCAAACUUGUAGUGUAUUUGAGUUUUAAAAAGGCUUCUAAAUUUUGUAAUUUCCACUUAAAAUUUUGACUUGAUUUGCCCUAACAAAAAAUGUAUCAACCCCUACAAAAAUUGCCAUUAAUUUUAAUUCACAUUUCCUGUUGUUGCAGGAUUUUUUUCCUGCUGUAGCAAACUGGCUCAAAUUAAGAUCCUACAUCUGUAGCAACCUGAGCAGGAUCGAAUUCUCUUUAGCAUGCAAGAUGUGUCUUCAAGCCUAAGAUAUCAUAAAAGCUGCUUUUCUCGGAAGCUCUUAGACCAGACAUGAUGUACUGUACCAUGGCAGCAUGAAAGAUAUACAGCAAGGUAGUACAGCUGCUAGUGACGUCGAGGGUGACAUGGCUGCACCGAGGUGGCCUCGCACUACCUAGGUACCCAGCAGGCCACAGGGGCUGAGAACAUGAGUCAUAGGGAUUACAUUUACAUUUACGUCAUUUAGCAGACGCUCUUAUCCAGAGCGACUUACAAAUUGAUGACAGGGGAUACAUCCCAAAUAGCACCCUAUUCCCUAUAGAGCCCAGGUCAAAAGUAAUGCAUGCACUACAUAGGGAAUAGGGUGCCAGGGCUUGUUGGGCUUUUCUUUUUCCGUUCACCAUUGUGGGAAUAAGAUCAUGUUCUUACAUCUGCGUCUGGUCAUUUUGUUAUUUUUUAUUUUAUAAAAAUGUUUUACCCCCUUUUCCUCCCCAAUUUCAAUCUUGUCUCAUCGCUGCAACUCCCCAACGGGUUCAGGAGGCGAAGGUCGAGUCGUGCGUCCUCUGAAACAUGACCCACCAAUCCGCGCUUCUUAACACCCGCCCGCUUAACCCGGAAGCUAGCCGCACCAAUGUGUCAGAGGAAACACUGUUCAACUGACGACCGAGGUCCGCCUGCAGGCGCAAGGAGUCGCUAGAGCGUGAUGAGUGAAGUAAAGCCCCCCCGGCCAAACCCUCCCCUAACCCGAACGACGCUGGGCCAAUUGUGCGCCGCCCUAUGGGACUCCCGAUCACGGCCGGUUGUGAUACAGCCUGGGAUCAUUCCCAGGUCUGUAGUGACGCCUCUAGCAUUGCGAUGCAGUGCCUUAGACCGCUGCGCCACUCGGGAGGCCCCUGCGUCUGGUCUUUUGAUUAUUACUUUUUUUAACCCUUAAUGAAACAUUGGUGUAACCUUGGUAUAACAUUGAUUGUUGAUGGGGGGUUUGAAGGGUUGCUUUGGUGUUUGAUGUGUUAUGUACUAACGAGGCACUGUGUACGAGACGUUCGCACCUUGCUUCAAUACACACAGGCAAACACGAGCACACACACACACAAAUUCAUUAGAUUAAUCGGAAUUCGAUGCCUUAAAUAGGCCAUUUUCAAAUCAUUAGCCUAAUUUAAUGUGAGCUCUUAUCCUGAAUUGACCUUAUAGGACCGUAUGUGUGUGUGCACUAGGGCUGGGAAUUACCAGGGAGCUCACAAUGCGAUAUUAUCACGAUACUUAGGUGCCGAUACGAUAUGUAUUGCAAUUCUCACGAUUCUAUAUAUAUAUUGCGAUUCAAUACUGUGAUUUUAUUGCGAUUUGAUGUUUCAAACAUAUUACUCACCAUAUGUCUUCUGCAGAGGGACAAGAGAGCGCCAUGAGAACAAGUUUUGAUCAGUCAUGGAAAUAAAAGUGCUGAAAACAAAUUGGCUCCCUAUUUAAAAAGAAGCUGGAGAACAUUUUACAUUUACAUUUUAGUCAUUUAGCAGACGCUCUUAUCCAGAGCGACUUACAUGAGCAAUUAGGGUUAAGUGCCUUGCUCAAGGGCACAUCGACAGAGUUUCACCUAGUCGGCUCGGGGAUUAGAACCAGCGACCUUUCGGUUACUGGCACAACGCUCUUAACCACUAAGCUACCUGCCGCCCAGGUACAGCCAACUAGCGCAAAAAUAAUAUUGCGAUAUUGUCAAAACGAUAUGAUAUAUCGUCAAAAACAAUAUCCCGAUAUGUAACUAUAGAUUUUUCCCCCAUCACUAGUAUGCACAUGUGAGUUAGUAUGAGUCCAUAUGAGUGUGUAUGCUUUCUCUGUGUUUAAAUGUGUAAAUGUGUACGUAUUCGUGUGUCCCUCCCCCCUCCUCAUUGUGGUGUAUCAUUCAUAGAAAUAGAAUUACUACUAUGGGUACACUAAAUAUGGCCGCCGGACCACCCAUUACAGAGCCAUUGACUUGAAUGGGGAUGCGGUUCUAGUAAUUCUAUCUUCAUGGUAUCAUUUCCCUCUUCCCAGGCUCCCCGGGGCUCCAGCUGCAGUUCCGUGUGGACGGGGCGUUCUUGCAGCCGGGCGAGAGACGCUGGUUCCUGCGCUACCUGGCCCUGCACACUCUGCAGGUGGACGUGUGGGACAGCCAAUCCCUCCUGCUUAUCGGCUCCACAGCCCUGGGGCUCAAGGUACAGUAAGACAGAGGUUGAAGGUCAAUGCCUAUUAGCCUCACCUCACAUGGUCAGAUGGCACACUCUGACUGGCAGUUGUCCUUGUUUGUUUCUACCACACAUGACACCCUAUAUUUCACUAUAUCUAGCCUGGGUGCUGGCACACUGGCUAUCGCACUACUUUUGACCAGGCUCACCCAAUUUGCCAUAAAGUGCUCUACUUUUGGCCAGACUCAUCCCAUUUGCCAUAGUGGUAUAUACAAUGCAACACUUUUGGUCAGAGCCAUUGUGAGAUAUUUUUAAUUGAAUGGAAUAUUUAUGUCCAGUAGGGCUGACCCCAAUUAGUCGACUGGUGGAUUUUUGGUCGAUAGGCUGUUGGUCGACCCUAAAAAAAAAUGUAGUCGAGCAUUAGAAAAGAUAUACAAAAUGUAUGGCACACGAGACACCUGUCUAAUUCGUUCCCAUCUCAGUGAACUAAUCCAUUGCGGAGGCCGAGACUAAUCCAUUGUGGAGGCCGCGGGGAUGGCAGAGUCCAAGAAGAAGAGGAGUGUGGCUAAGAUUACACAAUGUCUCUCUCCAGAAUGCGCUCUCUCCCAUCAAUUUGUGCACAUUCACUGUUUCAUAACUUAAUUGUGUGAAUUGUUUGCGUUUGAUUGUUAGUCUAUCAAUUCCCCAUUACCUACAUCACCAGUAGUACAUUUACCGUUAAUUCCUAUAAUCUCUAAUCUACAAGGUUUGUUUGGUUACAGUAAUUUCAAUUAAUGCAUUCAAUAUAUUAUUAUUCCAGUCUCUUACCGUUCUCAUUGUCAGACUGGACAUGUUGUUUGCAGAGCGCACAACCUAUGCUACACUUGUGAGAAACAAGUUUUGGUUUUGGUCAGUCAGUGCUAAGCAGACUUAUGGAAUUGUUUUAAGAUGGUCAUACGAUGGAUCAUUUAGCUAUUUGAUUUUGAUUUUUUUUACACAUUUUAUCCCUUUUUUAGGGUAGGCACAAAACUACCUUCAUACUUCAGUUCGUUUUUAAAUCCGGUACCUUCAGACGAGUCCUGUGAAACUUGUGGGUGUCAAAACGGAGAACACCAUCGUGUCCGUGAGAAUCUCCCCUUACCACAGUGGGGUCCCAUUAGUUUGUAGCCCAAUCGGUUCGGAAGCUACCAAACAGAAGUUGGCACAUCGACGGUACCGACUUCAGACAAGUCUCCUGACACGGGGAACACCAUCGUGUUCAUGAGAGUCUCGCCUUUCCAUAGAGUGGUCAUAAUAGUUUGUAGGUCAAACCGUUCUGACAUUUUCGUGAGAAGACCGGUUUUCGGGAUGUCUCAUGGUCUGACAAACACUGCUCUAGCUUUGCCACUGACUCCUCGUGUAGCCUAUUACCGGCAACUUCAGGAGAGUAACGGCAGAAUCUGCGAAAGCCAGUAGGAGCGGAAGACGGAUGGUCGGGUCAGGUUAAGGUUUUUAUCUUCUGGUUAUCUUGAUCUGCCUCUCCUGUCUCUGUGCAGCAUAUGUUGCAUCAGUAGUUUGGCUGGUGUUGUGUCUCCGUGCAGCGUAUGUUGUGUCAGGGCCAUUCUGCCUGAUUGUUUGGAUCUGAACGCGCCCCUAUCUCUGCCCCCGAUCUCUGAACGCGCCCCUAUAUUGUUGUGUCUCUGAACGCUCCUCUGUGUCUCCGCGCAGAAUAUGUUGUGUCAGGGUCGUCCUGCUUGUUUGUUUGUUUGUGUUGUGUCUCUAAGCGCCCCUAUCUUGUUGUGUCUCUGAACGUGCCCCUGCAUCUCUGUGUCUUCAUUCAGCAUAUGUUGAGGCAGGGCCGUCCGGCUGUACAGGCCACUCAUGAGCUGGAGGUCAUCACCACAGAGUACAUGGGCGAAGGCGUGCCGGUGAGCCUGCACCGGGCCCCCACCCCUAUCAGCGUCUUCACCACCAUCAAGGGUCGGCUCCAUCUGCGCCUGGGCAACGUGGGUAAGGGCGAGAGCACUGCAUUUAUUACUGAAGUAUAUCCAUCUACUCUUCUAUCCAUCCAUCACUCUUGAUUGUCUCACCUUUUUACUAUCAAUUACGAUGAAUUGUGUUACAGUUGUAACCAGGUAUCAAUAACAGGAAACAUAAACUAGAACAGUGAAGUGGUACGGUUGGUGAGGCGUUGCGUUCCACAGAGAGUUAAGGUAGAAGUAAGUACACCGACUCUAUUUCCCUUCAACACAUGGUUGGCUGAGUUUUAGGAAGAGCACACUCACACUGUCUACCAGGACAAUAUGGAAAGGGAUAAGGAGUCUGGAGAGCACACGUACUGUAACUAACUACAGACUUGGAUGGGAGCACACAGUAGUAAGGCUUGAUUGGAUUUCACUUACGCUACAGUACAAUGUAUGCUUGGGUGACAUUGGGUGAGAGCGUUGUAGUCUAUGUGUUGGACUUACACUAGUUUUGAGACACAACGUCCGCGUGUCAAGCAGUUAUCCAAUUGAAGUGUUUAAGCCCUACAGUGUCACGGCAGCUGUUGAUAGUUUUGCUGUUCAUCGUCGUAAGAAAUAAUACCCACUCAUAAACAGUACAUAUCACCGUCGGGCCUCGAAAAGCCCAAUUUUCCAACAGAGUAAAUUGUGGUUCUAAUACGACUCGCUUCCUCCCUGCUUAUCUCCUAAAGCAGGGUAAGAGCGCGGUGAGAAAUUGGAAACGUCUGGCAUGUAAUUUCCAAUCAAGACUUAGAUAUCCAUCAGGCCCGGCUCUGUCUCCCAGCAGCCGACAGUUGGAAUCAAUUUACAGACGAGGAUGCCCAUGAAUCAGCCCUGUGCACACCGAGCACCUCCAUCUCUCCCUCUCUAGCGCCCUCUCUUUCUCUUCCUCUCUCCCUCUCUCCCUGUCUCUGAAGCUCUCUCUCUCUAGCUGUUUCACUCCCUACCUACCUCACUCACUCUCUCUUGUCCUCUCUCUCUUCCUCUCUCUAGCUCACUCCAUCUCUUUCUCUCUCUUGCUAACUCUAAUUCUCUCUCCAUCCCCCCCUUCCUCUGUUGGCUCUCAUCAAGCCUUAAUGAAUCUCUCAUCUUAUUUGAUCCUCUGUGAGAGAUUGUCAUUAGCGUGUUUGAGGGAGAGCUGGAUUGACCUAAUGCCAAGACAGAUGGAGGUGGUGGAGAGAGUGUUCUGUUCUGUUAGGGGCCCUGGUGAGCUUCACUCUUUCUCAGCACAGUACCCCAAUAACGAUGGGGGGGUAUCUCUCAGAGUGGAAACGAGAGAGAGACAGGGGUGGGAAGAGUGAAGGAAAGAGAGAGACCGAGAGAGAUCGAGGAGGUGGAGUGAGAGAAGACCAAAAAGUUCAGAGAGAAUAGGGGGGAGUGUUUGAACUAGUUAUGGCUGAGGCUGUGCUUUGGUGUUUUAAUGUCUUGGUUGUUUUGUUGGUGAUUUGUUUUCGGUAGCUCUAUUGUUACAUCAUAUGAUGAUUGGUGGUACCUGUGUUGUAUGUAGCCUGGUCACAGAUAUAUUUGCUUUUGUUAACUCCAUUGCUGUCAUUGUCAAGCCAAACAGUUGUCUAGAGAGCAGAAACAGCCUGGCACCCAUACUAUGGUAUAUGCGUGUGUCAUCUGGAUUUUGGUUAAUGAAAAUGUCUACAUUCCUGUAUGCUCCUGAAGUCACUGGUUAGUUAAGCGGCCGUCUCUCUGUUCUAAUUUUAUGGCUUUCAUUCAUGCGUGCUAUUAAUCAUGUAUUUCCUACAGCCUGCUUGGAAUUAAUCAGAAUUAGCCUUUAUUGGAAACAAAGUCAAAUCAAAGUUUAUUUGUUGCAUACACAGUUGAGCAGAUGUUAUAGUGAUAGAUAGAUAUAUACAGUGCAUUCAGAAAGUAUUUAAACCCUUUGACUUUUUCCACAUUUUGUUAUGUUACAGCCUUAUUCUAAAAUGGAUUAAAUCGUUUUUACCCCCUCAUCAAUCUACACACAAUACCCCAUAAUGACAAAGCAAAAACUGUUUUUUUGAAAAUGUAUAUAACAUUUACAUAAGUAUUCAGACACUUUGUUGACGCACCUUUGGCAGCGAUUACAGCCUUGAGUCUUCUUGGGUAUGAUGCUACAAGCUUGGCACACCUGUAUUUGGGGAGUUUCUCCCAUUCUUCUCUGCAGAUCCUCUCAAGCUCUGUCAGGUUGGAUGGGGAGCGUCGCUUCACAGCUAUUUUCAGGUCUCUCCAGAAAUGUUUGAUUGGGUUCAAGUGAUCAGAAGUAUGUGGACACCUGCUCGUCGAACAUCUCAUUCCAAAAACAUGGGCAUUAAUAUGGAGUUGGUCCGCCCUUUGCUGCUAUAACAUCCUCCACUCUUCUGGGAAGGCUUUCCACUAGAUGUUGGAACAUUGCUGCGGGUACUUGCUUCCAUUCAGCCAGCUCCACAGCGGAGAUUGGAGUAUCUGUCCAUAGGACCACUUUAAGCCGUACACUCCACAGAGCUGGGCUUUACAGAAGAGUGGCCAGAAAAAAGCCAUUGCUUAAAGAAAUUAAUAAGCAAACACGUUUGGUGUUCGCCAAAAGGCAUGUGGGAGACGCCCCAAACAUAUGAAUAGUUAUGCACGCUCAAGUUUUCAGUUUUCUUGUCUUAUUUCUUGUUUAUUUCUUGUUUAUUUUGCAUCUUCAAAGUGGUAGGCAUGUUGUGUAAAUCAAAUGAUACAACCCCCCCCAAAAAAAUCUUUUCCACAUUCAUUGUUGGGAAAGGCCCGUAUGUAAGCAUUUCACUGUUAGUCUACACCUGUUGUUUACAAAACAUUUGAUUUGAUUUGGUGUGAUUGUGGUAACGUACAGGAACUCAAGCCCUUUUGUUCUCCCGAUCUGUAAUACCUCACCAUAAAAUGCAGACCGUAUUACCUCAGAGAUAAAGAAAUUAGGUCAUUGUCACUACCGUGUAUAUUUCCCCCCGAAGCCAAAUCUCAAGGAACUACACUGGAUUAUGUGCAAACUGGAAAUCGCAUUUCUAGAGGCCUCAUUUAUUGUAGCUUGGGACUUUAAAGUGGAACUGACAGCGUUUCUGUUCAUAUACACCACCAGGAAGAAUGACACCUUUUUUGGGGGGGACAAGCGAGCAUAUAGUCAUUUUCACAUUUUCAUACUUUCAUAGAAUGUUUUUAUUUUUUAGGGGGUAGAUCAGCUUUAAUAUUUCAGAUAGAUUGUAACUUCCAUCAAUGUAAUUGUCUGCAUCACUUCCAAUCCCCCAUAUGUUUUUUUCUCUCGCAAAUAUAUAUAUAUAUAUUAAGGUGGAAAAUAAGUAUUUGGUCAAUAACAAAAGUUUCUCAAUACUUUGUUAUAUACCCUUUGUUGGCAAUGACACAGGUCAAACGUUUUCUGUAAGUCUUCACAAGGUUUUCACACACUGUUGCUGGUAUUUUGGCCCAUUCCUCCAUGCAGAUCUGCUCUAGAGCAGUGAUGUUUUGGGGCUGUCGCUGGGCAACACGGACUUUCAACUCCCUCCAAAGAUUUUCUAUGGGGUUGAGAUCUGGAGACUGGCUAGGCCACUCCAGGACCUUGAAAUGCUUCUUACGAAGCCACUCCUUCGUUGCCCGGGCGGUGUGUUUGGGAUCAUUGUCAUGCUGAAAGACCCAGCCACGUUUCAUCUUCAAUGCCCUUGCUGAUGGAAGGAGGUUUUCACUCAAAAUCUCACGAUACAUGGCCCCAUUCAUUCUUUCCUUUACACGGAUCAGUCGUCCUGGUCCCUUUGCAGAAAAACAGCCCCAAAGCAUGAUGUUUCCACCCUCAUGCGUCACAGUAGGUAUGGUGUUCUUUGGAUGCAACUCAGCAUUCUUUGUCCUCCAAACACGACGAGUUGAGUUUUUACCAAAAAGUUAUAUUUUGGUUUCAUUUGACCAUAUGACAUUCUCCCAAUCCUCUUCUGGAUCAUCCAAAUGCACUCUAGCAAACUUCAGACGGGCCUGGACAUGUACUGGCUUAAGCAGGGGGACACGUCUGGCACUGCAGGAUUUUAGUCCCUGGCGGCGUAGUGUGUUACUGAUGGUAGGCUUUGUUACUUUGGUCCCAGCUCUCUGCAGGUCAUUCACUAGGUCCCCCGUGUGGUUCUGGGAUUUUUGCUCACCGUUCUUGUGAUCAUUUUGACCCCACGGGGUGAGAUCUUGCAAGCUCCCUCCAAAGAUGUUCUAUUGGGUUCAGGUUUGGCUAGGCCACUCCAGGACCUUGAGAUGCUUCUUACGGAGCCACUCCUUAGUUGCCCUGGCUGUGUGUUUCAGGUCGUUGUCAUGCUGGAAGACCUUCUCCCAUUCCUCCUCUGGAUCAUCCAGAUGGUCAUUGGCAAACUUCAGACGGGCCUGGACAUGCGCUGGCUUGAGCAGGGGGAUUUUAAUCCAUGACGGCGUAGUGUGUUACUAAUGGUUUUCUUUGAGACUGUGGUCCCAGCUCUCUUCAGGUCAUUGACCAGGUCCUGCCGUGUAGUUCUGGGCUGAUCCCUCACCUUCCUCAUGAUCAUUGAUGCCCCACGAGGUGAGAUCUUGCAUGGAGCCCCAGACCGAGGGUGAUUGACCGUCAUCUUGAACUUCUUCCAUUUUCUAAUAAUUGCGCCAACAGUUGUUGCCUUCUCACCAAGCUGCUUGCCUAUUGUCCUGUAGCACAUCCCAGCCUUGUGCAGGUCUACAAUUUUAUCCCUGAUGUCCUUACACAGCUCUCUGGUCUUGGCCAUUGUGGAGAGGAGAGUCUGUUUGAUUGAGUGUGUGGACAGGUGUAUUUUAUACAGGUAACGAGUUCAAACAGAUGCAGUUAAUACAGGUAAUGAGUGGAGAACAGGAGGGCUUCUUAAAGAAAAACUAACAGGUCUGUGAGAGCCGGAAUUCUUACUGGUUGGUAGGUGAUCAAAUACUUAUGUCAUGCAAUAAAAUGCAAAUUAUUUACUUAAAAAUCAUACAAUGUGAUUUUCUGGAUUUCUGUUUUAGAUUCCGUCUCUCACAGUUGAAGUGUACCUAUGAUAAAAAUUACAGACCUCUACAUGCUUUGUAAGUAGGAAAACCUGCAAAAUCGGCCGUGUAUCAAAUACUUGUUCUCCCCACUGUAUAUAUGUAUAUAUGCGAGAAAAGAAAAAAAACAUAUGGGGGAUUGGAAGUGAUGCAGACAAUUACAUUGAUGGAAGUUACAAUCUAUCUGCAAUAUUAAAGCUGAUAUACCCCCUAAAAAAGAAAAAAGAAAAAAAUCUACGAUUUUUGGAAGCCGAAGACAGCGACCUCCCGCAAAGCAGUCUACACUCCCAACGAGAGGCCCGGAGCGGAUACAAACAACGAAUAGUUUUGCCGUCCUGGAGCCUGCCUGAUCUUCCUGCACCUUCAUCGCUGGGGAUGCCUGUGUCUGCGGCCGCAGUGCCGAUUCUAUCAUAGUCCAUGUGGGUUUUAAUGACAUUUUGAAAGGCAGCUCUUAACAGUUGAAACUGGAUUUUAAAGAGCUGAUUGACUCUCUGCUAGACACUAACAAAAAACCCAUCAUAUCUGGCCCUGUGCCCUCUGCAUCGUGGCAUUGAACGCUAGCAGGAUUCUUGCUCUUCACAACUGGCUACGUGAUUAAUGGGUGUAACUUUAGUUGACAAUUUCGAUACCUUUUGGAAACAAAACACGUUUUAUAAGGAGGAUGGGAUCCACCCAAAUCAUUUGGGUUCCUGGAUCCUUUCACAGCAUUAUAAUGCUGCGUUGAGACAAUGACUUAACAAUGACCCAAGCCCAGCUCAGCUAAUCCUACCAUUGUGACGCAGAGUUGUCAAAACGCUUCAGCAAAUGUACAUUACACCAGGGGCGGCGGUAGACACAAUAUAAGUAACCUAAUUUAUGUCCCUCUAACUGCCCUGAAUGCCUCUGCUGAUCCUACAGCUAUUGUAUGCAGUAAUCAUGUGCCUAAGAACCUGAUUUAAACUGUUAGCACUGAGCCGGUGUGCCCGAGGAGGAAGUCCACUGUGUGCAGCUCACUCUGCACUAACUUAAAGAACAUGAGCACAUCUACUGCUGCUAAGCUUCCCAGUAAAGCAAUAAAACAAGUAUGCAUCCCAGAAGAAAAGUCAUCAAAAUAGCCCACGUUAACAUAUGUAGCUUAAGAAACAAGGUUCAUGAAAUCAAUAAUUUGCUAGUAACAGAUAUUCUAACUAUCUCUGAAACUCACUUAGAUAAUACCUUUGAUGAUAGUGGUAGCAAUACAAGGUUAUAACAUUUACAGAAAAGAUAGAAAUGCCAAUGGUGGAGGUGUUGCUGUUUAUAUUCAGAACCACAUUCCUGUGAAGAUUAAAGAGGAUCUCAUGUUAAAUACUGUUGAAGUAAUAUGGCUACAGGUUCAUCUACCUCACCUAAAUCCCAUUCUGGUGGGAAGCUGCUAUAGACCACCAAGUGCUAACAGUCAGUAUCUGGAUAACAUGUGUGAAAUGCUUCAUAAUGUACAGUUGAAGUCGGAAGAUUACGUACACCCUAGCCAAAUACAUUUAAACUCUGUUUUUCACAAUAACUGACAUUUAAUCCUAGUAAAAAUUCCAUGUCUUAGGUCAGUUAGGAUCACCACUUUAUUUUAAGAAUGUGAAAUGUCAGAAUAAUAGUAGAGAGUGAUUUAUUUCAGCUUUUAUUUCUUUCAUCACAUUCCCAGUGGGUCAGAAGUUUACAUACACUCAAUUAGUAUUUGGGAGCAUUGCCUUUAAAUUGUUUAACUUGGGUCAAAUGUUUCGGGUAGCCUUCCACAAGCUCCCCACAAUAAGUUGGGUUAAUUUUGGCCCAUUCCUCCUGACAGAGCUGGUGUAACUGAGUCAGGUUAGUAAGCCUCCUUGCUCGCACAUGCUUUUUCAGUACUGCCCACAGAUUUUCAAUAGGAAUGAGGUCAGGGCUUUGUGAUGGCCACUCCAAUACCUUGACUUUGUUGUCCUUAAGCUUGGGGUCAUUGUCCAUUUGGAAGACCCAUUUGUGACCAAGCUUUAACUUCCUGACUGAUGUCUUGAGAUGUUGCUUCAAUAUAUCCACAUAAUUUUCCUUCCUCAUGAUGCCAUCUAUUUUGUGAAGUGCACCAGUCCCUCCUCCAGCAAAGCACCCCCACAGCAUAAUGCUGCCACCCCCAUGCUGCACGGUAGGGAUGGUGUUCUUCGGCUUGCAAACAACCCCCUUUUUCCUCCAAACAUAACGAUGGUCAUUAUGGCCAAACAGUUCUAUUUUUGUUUCAUCAGACCAGAGGACAUUUCUCCAAAAAGUACGAUCUUUGUCCCCAUGUGCAGUUGCAAACCGUAGUCUGGCUUUUUUAUGGCGGUUUUGGAGCACUGGCUUCUUCCUUGCUGAGAGGCCUUUCAGGUUAUGUUGAUAUAGGACUCGUUUUACUGUGGAUAUAGAUACUUUGUACAUGUUUCCUCCAGCAUCUUCACAAGGUCCUUUGCUGUUGUUCUGGGAUUGAUUUGCACUUUUCGCACCAAAGUACGUUCAUCUCUAGGCGACAGAACGCGUCUCCUUCCUGAGCGGUAUGACGGCUGCGUGGUCCCAUGGUGUUUAUACUUGCGUACUAUUGUUUGUACAGAUGGACGUGGUACCUUCAGGCGUUUGAUAAUUGCUCCCAAGGAUGAACCAGACUUGUGGAGAUCUACAAUUGUUUUUCUGAGGUUUUGGGUGAUUUCUUUUGAUUUUCCCAUUAUCUCAAGUAAACAGGCACUGAGUUUGAAGGUAGGCCUUCAAAUACAUCCACAGGUACACCUCCAAUUGACUCAAAUUAUGUCAAUUAGCCUUACAGAAGCUUCUAACGCCAUGACAUCAUUUUCUGGAAUUUUCCAAGCUAUUUAAAGGCACAGUCAACUUAGUGUAUGUAAACUUCUGACCCACUGGAAUUGUGAUACAGUGAAUUGUGUCUCCCGAGUGGCGCAGUGGUCUAAGGCACUGCAUCGCAGUGCUAGCUGUGCCACUAGAGAUCCUGGUUCGAAUCAGAUUAUCAGUCAACCUACCAGGGUAGUUACAAACAGUAGAGGAAUUAAAUAAUCAACAUGUAUUGAUCAUAUCUUUAAGCAGUAUCCAAAUCCAUUGGAUGUAGUGAUCACAAGAUAGUAGCCAUCAGGAAUUCCCCAGGGCAGCUGUCUAGGCCCAUAACUUUUUUUCAAUCUUUACUAAUGACAUGCCACUGGCUUUGAGUAAAGCCAGAGUGUCUAUGUAUGUGGAUGACUCAACACUAUACAUGUAAGCUACUACAGCGACUGAAAUGACUGCAGCACUUAACAAAGUGUUGCAGUUAGUUUCAGAGUGCGUGGCAAGGAAUAAGUUAGUCCUAAAUAUUUCAAAACUAAAAGCAUUGUAUUUGGAACAAAUCAUUCACUAAACUCCAAACCUCAAUUAAAUCUUGUAGUGAAUAAUGUGGAGAUUGAGCAAGUUGAGGUGACUAAACUGCUUGGAGUAACCCUGGAUUGUAAACUGUCAUGUUCAAAACCAGGGAUGUAAACAUAUUUGUGCCCAAAAUUUGAGCAAAAUAAGAUUUUUGUGCGUAUGGGAAAUUUCUGGGAUGUUUUAUUUCAGCUCAUGAAACAUCGGACCAACACUUUACAUGUUGGGUUUAUAUUUUUGUUCAGUGUAUUAUUAAUGAAAUCACUCACACACACACACACACACAGGCAUUCACACACGGGGAAAAGUAUUUGGCCAAGAAGAGCAAUUAGGUCCAUCUCCAGGCCUUUCAACACUCCUCAUCUGCAGCAGACCGAUAAACCCUGGCAGGACUGCAGCAUGAGCGAGAGAGAGGAACUAAUCGCCUGAACUCACUGGAGCAAACACAGAGGAAAUUUGUCCUCCCCCAAAUAUUUGUAAGGUGAAUUAAGUGCUUUGUGCGCUUUGCCUAAAGGGCACAGAUACAAAUGUUUCAGAGUAAUGUAAUAUGCUACCACCGCCUGUCUAAGGUUAAACAUAUUAAAACCACUCACAUGCCCCCUUUAUCCAGAUGCGAAUUAAUUUGGUUAUUUUUAAAAGGUUGCCUGCCUGGAACCACAGAAUCUAGAGAAAUGGAUUAAGUAAAUGCAGACAAUUUCCAAUAAGUGAGAAAUGGAAUAAGUAAACGCAGACCCCCCCCCCCCCCCCCCCUUUGCAUAGAAAUAUAACUAACUACCCAUAUUGAGUGUACACCUGAUUCAACUUGUCAACUAAGUUUGUCCAGGGCUACAACUAAAAACUAAUCUCGGGGCCAUGGAUCUGAACACCGCCCUGUGCAACUGGUCUUGGACUUCCUGACCGGCCGACCCCAGGUGGUGAAGGUAGGCAACAACACCUACGCCAUGCUGAUCCUCAACACGGUGGCCCCACAAUGGUGCGUGCUCAGCCCCCUCCUGUUCGCCCUGUUCACCCAUGACUGCGUGGCCACGCACGUCUCCAACUCAAUCAUCAAGUUUGGUGAUGACACAACAGUGGUAGACCUUAUUACCAACAAUGACGAGACAGCCUACAGAGAGGAGGUGAGGGCCCUGGCGGAGUGGUGCCAGGAAAAUAACCUCAACGUCAACAAAACGAAGGAGCUGAUCAUGGACUUCAGGAGACAGCAGAGAGAGCACGCCCCUAUCCACAUCGACAGGGCCAGCGGAGAGGGUGAAAAGCUACAAGUUCCUCAGCGUGCACAUCACUGAUAACCUCAAAUGAUCCAUCCACACAGUGUGGUGAAUAAGGCACAACAGCGCCUCUUCAACCUUAGGAGGCUGAAGAAAUUUGGCUUGGUCCCGAAGACCCUCACAAACUUCUACAGAUAUACCAUUGAGAGCAUCCUGCCGGGCUGUAUCACCGCCUGCUACGGCAAUUGCACCGUCCGUAAUCUCACUUGUAAACUUUUACUUCUGGGUAACCAAGAUUACACCGUCCGCAACCGCAGGGCUCUCCAGAGGGUUGUGCAAUCAGCCUAACGCAUCACCGGGGGCAUGCUGCCUGCCCUCCAGGGCAUCUACAGCACCUGGUGUCACAGGAAGGCCAAGAAGAUCAUCAAGGACCUCAUCCACCCGAACCACGGCCUGUUCACCCCACUUCCAUCUAGAAGGCGGAGACAGUAAAGGUGCAUCAAAGCUGCUGGGACCAUCAGACUGUUAAAUACCGUAAAACUUCAAUUAAUAUUCUGGGUGUUUAUUUGCUUAAAUCACUGGACACAACAGGCACUUAUUAGAGACAGGCUUCUAUUUGAGCCAGGCGUCUUUUAAUGCACACAGCUUUUGCUCAUUUGCAUAUUUAAUUGUUUAAUUCCAGCAUUCACUUCCAGCAUUUUAAUCCAUUUCUUAAUUUCCUGCACUGUGUUAUAAUUUACACACUGUGUCACGUUUAUUUUGUCUUAGUAUGCGUCUUUUUCAAAACAAAUUGCCAUAAUAUUUUCGAUUCUGAAUUAUUUUAUGUGACAUCAAACAAUUCAUGGUAACCUCGUAAACAAUUAAUUUAGACCGGCCAUUUAUUUGAAACAGGAGUUUAUUUGCUGAAAUAUGUGCCAUUGUCCGGCUAUUAAAAGGGACAGGUGGCUAUUUGAGACUCGCCGUUAAAUUGAUGUUUUACGGUAGUCACCACUAGCCGGCCUCCGCCCAGUACCCUGCCCUGAACUUAGUCACUGUUACUAGCCAGCUACCACCCAGUACUCUACCCUGCACCUUAGAGACUGCUGCCAUAUGUAGAUAUUAAAAUGACCAGUGUUCAAUGACUAAUGUUUACAUACUAUUUUACCCACUUCAUAUGUACAGUAUACACUGAGUAUUCCAAACAUUAGGAACACCUUCCUAAUAUUGAGUUGCACACCCCCCCAGCCCCCUUUUGCCCUCAAUUCGUCGGGGCAUGGACUCUACAAGGUGUCGAAAGCGUUCCACAGGGAUGCUGGCCCACGUUGACUCCAAUGCUUCCCACGGUUGUGUCAACUAGGCUGGAUGUCCUUUGGGUGGUGGACCAUUCUUGAUAAACACGGGAAACUGUUGAGCGUGAAAAACCCAGCAGUGUGCAGUUCUUGACACAAACCGGUGCGCCUGGUGCCUACUACCAUACCCCGUUCAAAGGCACUAACAUUUGUUGUCUGUCCCAUUCACCCUCUGAAUGGAAUACAUACAGAAUCCAUGUCUCAAUUGUCUCAAGGCUUAAAAAUCCUUCUUUAACCUGUCUCCUCCCCUUCAUCUACACUGAUUGAAGUGGAUUUAACAAGUGACAUCAAUAAUGGAUCCUAGCUUUCAACUGGAUUCACCUUUCAUGGAAAGAGCAGGUGUUAAUGUUUUGUAUACUCAGUGUAUACUGUAUUCUAGUGAAGGCUAAUCCUAAUAACUACUGCUGUACACACCUUUUCUAUUCAUAUACUGUCCAUACUGUCUAUACACACCAUUAUAUACUGUACAUACAGUGCCUUCAAAGUUUUCAUACUCCUUAACUUAUUCCACAUUUUGUUGUGUUACAGCCUGAAUUCAAAAUUUAUUCAAUUGUUUGUUUUUCUCACCCAUCUACACACAAUACCCAAUAAUGACAAGGUGAAAACAUGUUUUUAGAAAUGUUUACACAUUUAUUGAAAAUGAAAUAUCUCAUUUACAUAAGUAUUCACACCCCUUUGCUAUGACACUCCAAAAUGAGCUCAGGUGCUUCUAAUUUCCUUUGAUCAUCCUUCCAACUUGAUUGGAGUCCACCUGUGGCCAAUUCAAUUGUUUGGACAUGAUUUAGAAAGAAACAAACAUAUCUAUGUAAGGCCCCACAGUUGACUGUGCAUGCCAGAAGAAACUAUACCAUGAAGUCCAAGGAACUGUCCGUAGCUCUCUGAGACAGAAUUGUGAUGAGGCGUAUAUUUGCGGAAGGGGAUAAAACAAUUUCUAGAGUGUUGAAAGUUUCCAAGAGCACAGUGGUCUCCAUCAUUGUGAAAUUGAACAAAUAUGGAACUACCCAGACUUUGCCUAGAGCUGGCCGUCCGACCAAACUGAGCAACCGGGCAAGAAGGACCUUGUAAGGGAGGUGACCAAGAACCCAAUGACCACUCUGACAGAACUACAGAGUUCCUUGGCUGAGAUGGGACUACCUGCCAGAAGGACAACAGUCUCUAAAGCACUUCACCAAUCUGGGAUUUAUGUGAGAGUGGCCAGACGGAAGCCACUCCUGAGAAAAAGGCACAUGACAGUACGCCUGGAGUUUGCAAAAAGGCACGUGAAAGACUGAUAUCAUAAGGCAAAAAAUUCUGUCUUCUGAUGAGAUAGAAAUUUAACUCUUUGGCCUGAAUGCAAAGGGCUAUGUCUGGAGAAAACCAGGCACAGCUCAUCACCCGUUUAACACCAUCCCUACCAUGAAGCAUGGGGGUGGCAGCAUCAUGCUAUGGGGAUGCUUUUCAGCGGCAGGGAUUGGGAGACUUGUAAGGGAACAAUGAAUGGAGCAAAAUACAGGCAAAUCAUUGAUGAGAACCUGCUUCAGAGUGCAAACAACCUUAGACUGGGGCGAAUAUUUGUUCCAACAGGACAAUGAACCCAAAAAUACUGCCAAAGCAAUGCUGGAAUGGCUUCAGAACAACAAUGUGGGAUCCUGCCGAGUGGCACAGGCUGUGUCACAGCCAGCCAUGACUGGGAGACCCAUGAGACAGCGCACAAUUGGCCCAGCGUGGUCCAGGUUAGGGGAGGGUUUGGCCAACCGGGAUGUCCUUGUUUCAUCGUGCUCUGGCGACUCCUUGUGUCGGGCCGGGCGCCUGCAAGCUAACUUGUCAGUUGGACGGUGUUUCCUCUGACACAUUGGUGUGGCUGGCUUCCAGGUUAAGCGAGCAGUGUGUUAAGAAGCAGUGCGGCUUGGCAGGGUCGUAUUUCGGAGGACACAUGGCUCUCGACCUUCGCCUCUCCCGAGUCCGUAGGGGAGUUGCAGCGAUGAGACAAGACUAACUACCAAUUGGAUACCACGAAAAAGGGGGUAAAAAAACAACAAAAAAAGAACAAUAAUGUGAAACUCCUUGAGUGGCCCAGACUUGAAUCCCAUUAAAAAUCUGUGAAAAGAUUUGAAGAUUUCUGUUCACUGCCGUGCCCCAUCUAACUUAACAGAGCUAAAGAAAAUCUGCAAGGAAGAUCCCCAAAUCCAAAUGUACAGACAUACCCAAGACUACUCAAAGCUGUAAUCGCCGCCAAAGGUGCUUCGACAAAGUAUUGAUUCAGGGGUGUGAGUGCUUAUGUAAAUGAGAUAUUUCUGUAUUUUAUUUUCAAUACAUUUGCAAAAAUGUCCCAAAAAUGUGUUUUCACUUUGUCAUUAUGGGGUAUUAUGUGUAGAUGGGUGACAACAUUUUUUAUUGAAUUAAUUUUGAAUUCAGGCUGUAACACAACAAAAUGUUGAAUAAGUCAAAAUCAAAUGUUAUUGGUCGUACACAUAUUUAGCAGAUGUUAUCACGGGUGUAGCGAAAUGCUUAUGUUCCUAGCUGCAACAGUGCAGUAAUACCUAGAAAUACAAAACAAUACACUCAAAUCAAAAAAAAAUUAAUAAAGGAAUUAAGAAAUAUAGAAAUAUUAGAACGAGCAAUGUCAGAGUCCGGAAUAUAAAUAUAUAUGUAUAUGAUGGUGUGUAUAGACAUUAUGGACAGUAUAUGAAUAGAAAAGGUGUGUACAGCAGUAGUUACAGUGCCUUCAGAAAGUAAUCAUACCCCUUGACUUAUUCCACAUUUUGUUAUGUUACAGCCUGAAUUAAAAAUGGAUGAAAUUGAUUUUAAAAAAUGUGUGCAUAUUUAUUGAAAAUGAAAUACAGAAAUAUCUCAUUUACAUAAGUAUUCACACCCCUGAGUCAAUACUUUGUAGAUGCGUCUUUGGCAGUGAUUACAGCUCUGAGUCUUUCUGGGUAAGUGUCUAAGAGCUUUCCACACCUGGAUUGUGCAACAUUUGCCCUUUACUCUUACAUUUUUUUUUCAAGCAAUUUCAGGUAUUGCCAUAGAUUUUCAAGUAGAUUUAAGUCAAAACUGUAACUCAGCCACUCAGGAACAUUCACUGUCUUCUUGGUAAGCAACUCCAGUGUAGCCAUGUGUUUUAGGUUAUUGUCCUGCUGAAAGGUGAAUUAAUCUGGUGGAAAGCCAUGUUUUCCUCUAGGAUUUUGCCUGUUUUUAGCUCCAUUGCAUCUCAAUCUCAAGGCUUAAAAAUUGUUAUUUAACCUGUCUCCUCCCCUUGAUUGAAGUGGAUUUAACAAGUGACAUCAAUAAGGGAUCAUAGCUUUCACCUGGAUUCACCUGGUCAGUCUGUCAUUGAAAGAGCAGGUGUUCUUAAUGUUUUGUAUACUCUGUGUACAUAUGAAGUGGCUAAAACAGUAUGUAAACAGUAUUAAAGUGACAGGGGUCCACAGAAGCAAUCAAUCAAUCAGAUUCCAAACUCUCCACCAUGGCCAAGACCAAAGAGCUCUCCAAGGAUGUCAGGGUCAAGAUUGUACACCUACACAAGGCUGGAAUGGGCUACAAGACCAUCGCCAAGCAGCUUGGUGAGAAGGUGACAACAGUUGUUGCGAUUAUUCGCAAAUGGAAGAAACACAAAAUAACUGUCAAUCUCCCUCGGCCUGGGACUCCAUACAAGAUCUCACCUCGUGGAGUUGCAAUGAUCAUGAGAACGGUGAGGAAUCAGCCCAGAACUACACGAGAGAAUCUUGUCAAUGAUCUCAAGGCAGCUGGGACCAUAGUCACCAAGAAAGCAAUUGGUAACACACUACGCUGUGAAGGACUGAAAUCCUGCAGCGCCCGCAAGGUCCCCCUGCUCAAGAAAGCACAUAUACAGGCCCGUCUGAAGUUUGCCAAUGAACAUCUGAAUGAUUCAGAGGAGAACUGGGUGAAAGUGUUGUGGUCAGAUGAGACCAAAAUCGAGCUCUUUGGCAUCAACUCAACUCGCCGUGUUUGGAGGAGUAGGAAUGCUGCCUAUGACCCCAAGAACACCAUCCACACCAUCAAACAUGGAGGUGGAAACAUUAUGCUUUGGGGGUGUUUUUCUGCUAAGGGUACAGGACAACUUCACCGCAUCAAAGGGACGAUGGACGGGGCCAUGUACCAUCAAAUCUUGGGUGAGAACCUCCUUCCAUCAGCCAGGGCAUUGAAAAUGGGUCGUGGGUGGGUAUUCCAGCAUGACAAUGACCCAAAACACACGGCCAAGGCAACAAAGGAGUGGCUCAAGAAGAAGCACAUUAAGGUCCUGGAGUGGCCUAGUCAGUCUCCAGACCUUAAUCCCAUAGAACAUCUGUGGAGGGAGCUGAAGGUUCGAGUUGCCAAACGUCAGCCUCGAAACCUUAAUGACUUGGAGAAGAUCUGCAAAGAGGAGUGGGACAAAAUCCCUCCUGAGAUGUGUGCAAACUUGGUGGCCAACUACAAGAAACGUCUGACCUCUGUGAUUGCCAACAAGGGUUUUGCCACCAAGUACUAAGUCAUGUUUUUCAGAGGGGUCAAAUACUUAUUUCCCUCAUUAAAAUGCAAAUCAAUUUCUAACAUUUUUUUAAAUGCGUUUUUCUGGAUUUUUUGGUUGUUAUUCUGUCUCUCACUGUUCAAAUAAACCUACCAUUAAAAUUAUAGACUGAUCAUGUCUUUGUCAGUGGGCAAACGUAAUCAAAUACUUUUCUCCCUCACUGUAUAUAUAUACACACACACUACUGUUCAGUGAAGAGGCGACUCCGGGAUGCUGACCUUCUAGGCAGAGUUGCAAAGAAGUCCAGUGUCUGUGUUCUUUUGCCCAUCUUAAUAUUUUCUUUUUAUUGGCCAGUCUGAGAUAUUGCUUUUUCUUUGCAACUCUGCCUAGAAGGUCAGCAUCCCGGAGUCGCCUCUUCACUGUUGACGUUGAGACUGGUGUUUUGCAGGUACUAUUUAAUGAAGCUGCCAGUUGAGGACCUGUGAGAGGCGUCUGUUUCUCAAACUAGACACUCUAAUGUAUUUGUCCUCUUGCUCAGUUGUGCACCGGGGCCUCCCACUCCUCUUUCUAUUCUGGUUAGAGCCAGUUAGCGCUGUUCUGUGAAGGGAGAAGUACACAGCGUUAUACAAGAUCUUCAGUUUCUUGGCAAUUUCUCGCAUGGAAUAGCCUUCAUUUCUCAGAACAAGAAUAGACUGUCGAGUUUCAGAAGAAAGUUAUUUGUUUCUGGCCAUUUUGAUUCUGUAAUCGAACCCACAAUUGCUGAUUCUCCAGAUACUCAACUAGUCUCAAGAAGGCCAGUUUUAUUGCUUCUUUAAUCAGCACAACAGUUUUCAGCUGUGCUAACAUAACUGCAAAAGGGUUUUCUAAUUAUCAAUUAGCCUUUUAAAAUGAUACACUUGGAUUAGCAAACACAACAUGCCAUUGGAACACAGGACUGAUGUUUGCUGAUAAUGGUCCUCUGUACGCCUAUGUAGAUAUUCCAUAAAAAAUCUGCCAUUUCCAGCUACAAUAGCCAUUUACAACAUUAACAAUGUCUACGCUGUAUUUCUGAUCAAUUUGAUGUUAUUUUAAUGGGCCAAAAAAUUGCUUUUCUUUCGAAAACAAGGACAUUUCUAAGUGACCCCAAACUGUCGUGGUCAAAAGUUUUGAGAAUGACACAAGUAUUGGUCUUCACAAAGUUCGCUGCUUCAGUGUUAUGAGAUAUUUUUGUCAGAUGUUACUAUGGUAUACUGAAGUAUAAUUACAAUCAUUCCAUAAGUGUCAAAGGCUUUUAUUGACAAUUACAUUAGGUUUAUGCAAAGAGUCAAUAUUUGCAGUGUUGACCCUUCUUUUUCAAGACCUCUGCAAUCCGCCCUGGCAUGCUGUCAAUUAACUUAUUGGCCACAUCCUGACUGAUGGCAGCCCAUUCUUGCAUAAUCAAUGCUUGGAGUUUGUCAGAAUUUGUGGGGUUUUGUUUCAGAAUUUGUGUGUUUUUGUUUGUCCACCCGCCUCUUGAGGAUCGACCACAAGUUCUCAAUGGGAUUAAGGUCUGGGGAGUUUCCUGGCCAUGGACCCAAAAUGUCGAUUUUUUGUUCCCCAAGCCACUUAGUUAUCCCUUUUGCCUUAUGGCAUGGUGCUCCAUCAUGCUGGAAAAGGCGUUGGUCGUCACCAAACUGUUCUUGGAUGGUUGGGAGAAGUUGCUCUCGGAGGAUGUGUUGGUACCAUUCUUUAUUCAUGGCUGUGUUCUUAGGCAAAAUUGUGAGCCCACUCCCUUGGCUGAGAAGCAACCCCACACAUGAAUGGUCUCAGGAUGCUUUACUGUUGGCAUGACACAGGACUGAUGGUAGCGCUCACCUUGUCUUCUCCGGACAAGGUGUUUUCCGGAUGCCCCAAACAAUCGGAUAGGGGAUUCAUCAGAGAAAAUGACUUUACCCCAGUCCUCAGCAGUCCAAUCUCUGUACCUUUUGCAGAAUAUCAGUCUGUCCCUGAUGUUUUUCCUGGAGAGAAGUGGCUUCUUUGCUGCCCUUCUUGACACCAGGCCAUCCUCCAAAAGUCUUCGCCUCAAUGUGCGUGCAGAUGCACUCACACCUGCCUGCUGCCAUUCUUGAGCAAGCUCUGCACUGGUGGUGCCCCGAUCCCGCAGCUGAAUCAACUUUAGGAGACGGUCCUGGCGCUUGCUGGACUUUCUUGGGCGCCCUGACGCCUUCUUCACAACAAUUGAACCUCUCUCCUUGAAGUUCUUGAUGAUCCGAUAAAUGGUUGAUUUAGGUGCAAUCUUACUAGCAGCAAUGUCCUUGCCUGUGAAGCCCUUUUUGAUUAACAAAGGAAGAACAAUGAUUUCAAGCACCACCCUCCUUUUAAAGCUUCCAGUCUGUUAUUCUAACUCAUUCAGCAUGACAGAGUGAUCUCCAGCCUUGUCCUCGUCAACACUCUCACCUGUGUUAACGAGAUAAUCACUGACAUGAUGGCAGCUGGUCCUUUUGUGGCAGGGCUGAAAUGCAGUGGGAAAUUUUUUUUGGGAUUAAGUUCAUUUUCAUGGCAAAGAGGGACUUUGCAAAUCAUCUGAUCACUCUUCAUGACAUUCUGGAGUAUAUGCAAAUUGCCAUCAUCAAAACUGAGGCAGCAGACUUUGUGAAAAUUAGUAUUUGUGUCAUUCUCAAAACUUUUGACCACGACUGUAUGUAUAUAUAUAUAUAUAUAUAUAUAUAUAUAUAUAUAUGUAUGUGUGUGUGUGUAUGUGUGUGUGUGUGUGUGUGUGUGUGUGUGUGUGUAUAUAUGUGUGUAUGUAUGUAUAUAUAUAUAUAUAUAUAUAUAUAUAUAUAUAUAUAUAUAUAUAUAUAUAAAUAUAUACACAGUGGGGAAAAUAAGUAUUUAGUCAGCCACCAAUUGUGCAAGUUCUCCCACUUAAAAAGAUGAGAGAGGCCUGUAAUUUUCAUCAUAGGUACACGUCAACUAUGACAGACAAAAUGAGAUUUUUUUCUCCAGAAAAUCACAUUGUAGGAUUUUUUUAUGAAUUUAUUUGCAAAUUAUGGUGGAAAAUAAGUAUUUGGUCAAUAACAAAAGUUUCUCAAUACUUUGUUAUAUACCCUUUGUUGGCAAUGACACAGGUCAAACGUUUUCUGUAAGUCUUCACAAGGUUUUCACACACUGUUGCUGGUAUUUUGGCCCAUUCCUCCAUGCAGAUCUCCUCUAGAGCAGUGAUGUUUUGGGGCUGUCGCUGGGCAACACGGACUUUCAACUCCCUCCAAAGAUUUUCUAUGGGGUUGAGAUCUGGAGACUGGCUAGGCCACUCCAGGACCUUGAAAUGCUUCUUACGAAGCCACUCCUUCGUUGCCCGGGCGGUGUGUUUGGGAUCAUUGUCAUGCUGAAAGACCCAGCCACGUUUCAUCUUCAAUGCCCUUCCUGAUGGAAGGAGGUUUUCACUCAAAAUCUCACGAUACAUGGCCCCAUUCAUUCUUUCCUUUACGCGGAUCAGUCGUCCUGGUCCCUUUGCAGAAAAACAGCCCCAAAGCAUGAUGUUUCCACCCCCAUGCUUCACAGUAGGUAUGGUGUUCUUUGGAUGCAACUCAGCAUUCUUUGUCCUCCAAACACGACGAGUUGAGUUUUUACCAAAAAGUUAUAUUUUGGUUUCAUCUGACCAUAUGACAUUCUCCCAAUCCUCUUCUGGAUCAUCCAAUUUUGUUUCUGGUGUCCUUUGACAGCUCUUUUGUCUUGGCCAUAGUGGAGUUUGGAGUGUGACUGUUUAAGGUUGUGGACAGGUGUCUUUUAUACUGAUAACAAGUUCAAACAGGUGCCAUUAAUACAGGUAACGAGUGGAGGACAGAGGAGCCUCUUAAAGAAGAAGUUACAGGUCUGUGAGAGCCAGAAAUCUUGCUUGUUUGUAGGUGACCAAAUACUUAUUUUCCACCAUAAUUUGCAAAUAAAUUCAUAAAAAAUCCUACAAUGUGAUUUUCUGGAUUUUUUUCUCUCAAUUUGUCUGUCAUAGUUGACGUGUACCUAUGAUGAAAAUUACAGGCCUCUCUCAUCUUUUUAAGUGGGAGAACUUGCACAAUUGGUGGCUGACUAAAUACUUUUUUCCCCCACUGUAUAUAUGUAUAUAUAUGCUCUGUUGGAGCUCGAAACAUAAGCCAUUUGCUGCACUUGCGAUAACAUCUGCAAAGUAUGUGUACGCGACCAAUACAAUUUGAUUUGAUUUUAAUAGAAUUGAGCCCUCUGGCACUCUCUUUACAAUUAGUCUCCUCUCCACAGACGACUUAUAGCACCUGCCCAACACAAGACAGGCCUGGGCCUCCUCCAGGCUCCACAUGCUCAAUGUUACAGAAUGUUCAGAAAUAAAAGUUUUUGUGUAGAACAGAUAUGAUUGUCUCUCAUGUAGAAUAGGGAAUCAUGCUCGCUCUAUUCAUUCUAUUUCUAUCUGCAACGUUUAGUUUUCACAUCACUGAAUACAUCCCUGCUUCUAUUCCACAGGGAGGACCCAACACUGUUUGCACUGAGAGGGUGAUUACAUUUUGUGGAAUUAAAUAUGACUCAAGAGGGUGAAAAGGACUGUUGUCGAUGUCACCCCAAAUUAUUAUUACAGUGGUCAUAAUUUGAUGAUAAUCAUGGUUAUAGUACAUGAAUAAGUAUGAUUAAGCUGUUUACCGUCAUAGUUCACCACCCGGUCGUUUGUUGUGACAGUCAUUACUCGCCUUAUCAUGUAGGCUAGCCUACGUCUCAGGCCCUAGUGAGGGACCACUAUAUAAUAUCUGUGGAAUUAUAACUCAUACAAAAUGUGACAUUUAUAUUUAUAAUUUGGUGGGAUUCCGUUGUGGUGGUGGCGACACAACAAGAUGUAUGGCGGAGGAAUCACGGAGGGGAAGGCAGAGACACCUAGGCCAUUAAUCUGCGCAAUUGCGUCUGUCAGUGUCUGUUUGCAUGGCAACCCCAUCUAUUCGUUACUCACUGGGCCUGCCUAUUAUCAGCUGUUGAUGAAAGAGUUGGAGCUCUGAAGGAUGCAGAGUGGCGGAGAGUGAUUUUAAUUCCCACUAAAAACUCCACGAGCCCACGGAGAUGUGUCGUACUGUGAUAAAGCCGCUUAAUUGCAAUACUCACGCUUUAUGAAGUACGCGACGGCCGCUCUACUCUGCAGUGCAUAAUUUCCGAGCUCCACAGUAAAAAAGUGUCUGUAAAAUGUUGACAUUAGAAAAGUAACUUUCCCCAAAGUGGAUGUUGCCAAAUGCGAGUGAAAUGCUCCGAAAUGUAGCAGAGGAGGAGACUGAGAGCAACAAUUUAAUUAAUUAUAACCUUUGGUAGUUAAUUAGAGCCUCAAUCAUCUGCUUCCUGUAAUUCUAUCUGGAAUCUGCCAGACAGCAUAACCGCAAAUUACAAAACAAUCUCUCUUUGAGGCCGUUGUUUUUUGGAAAUGCGCUCUCUGCUAUUGGCAGCGAAUGGAAGGACCGGCAAACCCUGCUUGGCAUUGGCACACUCACAGAGAGCAAUUUCUUCUCCCAUUACCAGGUGUGAAGCUUUGCUCGACAGCCCAGACGAGUCUACUGCCACACACAACUACUGUAGCUCGGCACUAAAUGAAUGAAUGUGUGCUCUCCGCCAGAGGAGAAUCUGGAAUCAAUCAACGUUCACAGUUGAGCACGAGCGUACCCUCUAGUGUAUACUCACCCUUUAUCCGCCAUGAGUGGGAAGCGAACAUGGAUUCCACUAGUUAGGGUCUCAAAUUGGUGUCCGAGGAGGCAAAGCGUACAGAAGGAUGGAGGUAACCUGGAGGUUACCUGGAAGCUUGUGUUGACAGAUUGGAUCAACAUAACAUAAAGCUAUUGUAUUUAGUGAAUAGAUUUUUCCUGAUUGAUAAGACAUUUCUAAAUGAAUGUUAGCUAACCCUGAGGUGUAAAGAAAAAGCCAAUUACACAGUCCGACAACACGGACACCAAAAACACGAGUUACAGAAAUAUACAAAGUAACACAUGCUAUUUCAAAGUCCAGAUCCCGUAUGAGUCCCCAAAAUAUGCCCAUUUUGAGAAAUUGUUAAAAUAGUCUAAAGAAGAUAAAGAGAACUGUGUCUACUCUCUCAAAAUGGCUUCCUUGGUUUUCUCUAGGAUGUCCUGUAGACCAGAACAACCCCAACAAGCCCCAGUAUCUUCCUCCGUUACGCUCCCACAUCAUCUCACCGCUGGACGCCACCAGUGGCUUCACCGGGGGCAGCUUGUCCUCCAAGAGCAUCCAACAACUCAACGGUAGGACCCCCACACCUUUGUGUAUGUGUACGUAUGUGUUUUUGUGUGUGUGUGUGUGUGUGCGUGUUGGUUGAUUUACAGGGCGGUUGUUGGCGGUGUUGUCCAUGACCGUCUCAUCCAGAUCCAUUAUACAUUCUGCCCUUUCUCUGCAGCUCUGAGACACUCAAUUUGCAGCCUAAUUGAGCCUGCCCAAGCAUAUCUGGUGGCUGGUCGCACACACAGUGUUUAGCACCUCACACACACCACAACAGAGGUGUGAAGAAUAAUAAUAAUAAUAGAUUGAAAUUGUAUAGCGCUUUUCAUUACAGUGUUAUCUCAAAGCGCUACAAAGGCAAAAAUUCAAACAAUGAUAAUAAAAACCUAAAGAAAUACAAUAAACAUCAUAGGAAAUAGCAGUAGUAGGCUAGGUGCUAAAAGAACUUUCCAGAUUAGGACUAUAAGAAAGACAAAUGUGUUUUAAGGCCUGUUUAAAAAUUUCCGAUUUAUGGAGCGGCUCUCAGAUGGUCAGGGAGGUGGCUCAUUCAUAGAAAUUAGGUCGCUGAUGUAGGUGGGACUCAAUCCAUUCAAUGAAUGUCCAAACAAAACCGAAUAAAUCCAGUCUGCAAACACUACACGUACCUGAUUCACACUAAAGGACUGACCCGAAUCUUACUGUCUCGGCUCGGAUAUUUUCUUUUCACAUUGUCCUAUGGUGGAUGUGUAACCAGGAUAGUAUAGUACAGAUUGUCUUGGCUCGGUUUGCCCUAUAGUGUGAAUCAGGCCGAGGUGUGUGCUUACGAUAAGGAAUUCACACAGUUUAUUUUCUAGAUUCACUGUAGUUCUGUUCAGUUAGUCGCUGAAGUACUACAGUUCCAUUACUGUACCAUUCUCUCCAAGCCUGUAGUGAAUACUACUACCCAGGGACUAUCCAGCAAAGUGAUUGGCGGAUCGCUGAUGCCAUUCUGAUAAAGAGGAAUGCGAAGAAGUGCCGUGAGAGAUGGAGAUGGUGUGAGAAGUGGUAGAGAGACUGCGAGAGAGAGAGACAGAGAUGGUAGAGAGGGAUGGAGAGCUAAAGAGAACGAUGGAGAGGCAGCGAUAGGGGGUAGAGAGAGAAGGGGAGAGGAAGAGUAGAGAUGGGGUGGGAGAGAGAAAGAUGGAGGGUAAGAGAGACUGAGAGGGAGGGAGAGAUGGAUAAGAGAGGGAGAGGCAAAGAGAGAGUGAGGAGGGAGGGUGAGAGAUGGAUGAGAGGCAAAGCUAGAGAUAGAGGGGGAGAAAUCCCCCUGGUGAGUUAUCAGUGAGUGGGAGCAGAGCCUUCCACUAUUCUAGAAGGGCUUUAGAUGAGAAACAGUACUUGAGGCCCUCUUCCUUUGAUAUCUCUUUAUAUUAUUGGGCUGCUCCCCUCCCUCCCUUCCUUCCUUGGUUCCCAGAUUAUUUGUGGGCUCAUAUCAGUCAGAUGUUUAUCUUCCAAUUGGUUCAGGGGGAUGUCUUAAUAUAUACUCCAUCCCAUCGGCAUCAUUACAGUAAGUGCUGUCUUGGCAACAUCCAACAAAACAAAUAAAUACUGUAUGUAUGGCUCGUGGAUCUCCUGGUCAGCUCGCCAAGCGUCAAUAUGGCUUACUAGAUCUCUUCUCGGUCUACACCUGAUGGCUACAAAGAUACUUUACAUUACAACAGUGGUCACUAUAACUCUGGUCCUAGAGAGCCUCAGGGUGUGUACACUGAUGUUUCAGCCUAGCACUAAAAAGCAUGAGCUGACGGACACCAAAAAAUGUUGGUAGAGGAGCUGACUAAUGGAGUAGUAAACUAAAGAAGGCUCCCAACAAGUUCAUGGGUCAACGCAGAUCAAAACAAUUGAGAGCACAAUUAGUACAUACAUUACUCCACUAACGACUGAUGUGAGUUUGUUGAUGUGUUGCAGUAAGGUUGUGAAUGCAUUGUGGUAAGGUUGUUAAUAUUGUGAUUGCGUUGCAGUAAGGCUGUUAGUGUGUUGCUGUAAGAUUGCUUGUUGUGAAUGUGUUGCAGUGCGUAACGCGGCGCGGGCCCAGAGGCUGGUGGAGCUGGACGGGGACCUGGUGCCGCUGCUCCAGAGUCAUAUGAAGGAGGGCGGUGGGACGCCCAGCACUAACACCCCCUGGUGGGGCGAGACAGACGACGUACGCCGGCGCAAGCUCAACCGCAUGGUGGCCGUGCGGCAGCACGAGGGGAGACAAGACGGCGCCGGCAGCGAGGUCAAGACGAAGGUCACGGUAAAGUCAACAACAUGGCCUCCUGGCUCUCUGCUAAGAAGCCCACUUGGCCUUCUCUCCUUCCCCCAAAAUAAUUUUUAAGACAUCAAUGUACAGCAAAGCUUUUAGACGUCACUGCAGAACACCCGCCAUACGCAUAUGCCCAGAUGCAGCUGUGGGGCUUACAGGGCUGAAUUUCUUAUAAUAUUCAAGACAUCAAUGUAGCAAAGUAGCUAGCCUAGCCUAGGUUACGCGAUAUGAUUACGUACGGACCUCUUCACUAGCCGACCACCACUUAAACCUGUUUCAAGAUCAGUUACUUACCCGGCCGGCCUACCCCAUAACCUCUAUGUACAAAUAAGAGAUCAGGUCUGAAAUCAGUAUGGCAGGAUAGGAUGAUAACACAGUAGGAUUACCGCACUUUUACCUGAUGGUGUUCCUGGGGGGCGGGAGAAAUAACGAGUAGGCAACUUGAUUUAACUGAUCACUUUUAUUAUAAUGUGUACAGUACAAACAGUGAGAAAAUAAAUAAAUCAUGCUGCGAGAGGUACCGGAACUGGGCAAAUAUGUGCCAGAAUAAACAAAGUCAAAUAUGACAGGUGCCAGAUCUUGUAAAGCACUGAUUGUAAUUCUAUGGUCUCACCACUUCUUUUACCUUCAGGGCCGCCGAGCGGAGCGUGCCCAGUUGGCGCGGGACCUGCGCCUGAUGCAGGCCUACAGGGAACGCAGCAAGGCAGAAGGCAUUACCCACAUACUGAGCCAGGCCAUCACCAUGCACCACACCCUCUAUGCCACACUGGGUACCGCCGAGUACCUGGAGUACGUCCUUCGCAACCCCUUCAACACCCCACAGACCGUCACCAUCUAUAGUGAAGACCCCGAGCUCAGGUGUGCGAGGAAAGGGGUGCUGGAGGGAGUGGGGUGUGUGUGUGGGGGGGAGGGGGUGGGGUGUUAGAGUUUGUAUGUGCCUGGUGUUAUAUUGUGGGGGCGGGGGGGUGGAUUGAGAGAGAAAAAUAAUAUUGUAAACAAUUAUAUUUAAGCAGGCCAAUGGUUUUACUGGCUGCAAAAUACCAUUAAGCCCCUCCCCACCCUUUCUAUGUCUCUGAUUCUGAUUCAUACCUCAUUUAUAUUCCACAAGCACGUUUAACCAGGAGAUAACAGGUGAGGUCUUACACUGGCUAUCAAUUGCCCUUGAACCAGAUGCAUAGAUAUUGCUGGAGAAAUACAAUCUCUUUCUCCCUCCUCCCCAUAACCUAUUAUUACACACGUAGACACACUAACCACCACACACACACAUCCCACUACACACACCCCACACUCCCCCACCAUAGUCUCACAUUAUGGAUUCCUCUCAGAUCUGCAUGGUGUUGGAUGGAUUAGUGUCCUUCAUGUUGAUAAACAGAACAGAGGGAGGACUGGAGGAGAGUAGCGGUGUGAUGGGGGAAUGAAUCAUUACAGCAUUAGCAUCGGCCAGCAGGCUCUCCGGGUCUAAUUGGGGAUCAGGAAACACCACAGCUGUGCUACGGAUCUGCAAGCUUUCCUUUCCCGGGCCGCGCGUCAAUGUUAACCACCAGAUAUGACACGCCGCCGCUGCCGACACGUUUAACACCAUACACAAAAAAACAUUUUAUGCACACAUGACUGUAAGUCGCUUUGGAUAAAAGUGUCUGCUAAAUGGCAUAUUAUUAUUAUUAUAACACAGAACCGGCUUCCGUCUCUCGAAGAGGCAUUCGAGAGUAAACAGUGAGACAUUGAGGUCUUUUCUAUCAAAUCAUAGAUGCUUACUAUUAUACUAUUACCCUUUUCACACGACUGAGCCAAACUGAGAUGUACUGGGCUGGUCUGGUUACACAUCUACCAUAGUUGUAACGGAAAAAAUAUAUAUUUGCCAGCACAGGGUGGGCCCUGUAUUAUUAAUCAGGCAUCUGUGUCAUCUCUCUCUCUCUCUCUCUCUCUCUCUCUCUCUCUCUCUCUCUCUCUCUCUCUCUCUCUCUCUCUCUCUCUCUCUCUCUCUCUCUCUCUCUCUCGUUCUCUCUCUCUCCACUCCUGACGCUCUUUCAUUCCCUACUGAAGCAUGCACGCACACACACGCACACAUACAUUUUUUUAUCCUUUUCCAAGAGGUGUGUGUGCGUGUCAAGUUUUGUUCUCUAAUUAGCUAGUUGUUACUACCAGACUGGAGAGUGGGAAAUUGUAGUAGUAAGAGCUCAUUGAAAUGGUCGUCUAGCCCCAGACUUUAUUUAGAAGGUGGAGUUUUGGAGAAAAUUCAUAAAUUCUUCAUCGUCUAUUGAGAAAUGUCGCUUCUCCAUGCCUGGCGGUUGAGCCUUUGAAGUUAAAAGCAGCCCCCUCUUCCUUUAUGUGUUUGCGCAUGAAAUUUGGACACUUAAAGAAAAUAACUUCCCUAUUCCGCCAGUAUGUGUUAUCUUUUUGUUCCUCAAGAACUCUCCCCAGGAAUCAAUUUCGUGAAGGGGUUUGAAGAUUUACAUUGACAAUGACGGGCCGUGUGUAAUUGAAAGAAGAGCAGUGUACCGAUAUACGGUUGGCCUUUGAAAGUGUGACCGACUGCUGACCAGCGAGGAUGCUCCUCUCUCUUUAAAAAUAAUCAUCUCUCUCUCUCCUUUAUCUUACCUUUCCAUCUUUCUCUCUCCCUAUAUUCUUCUCUCAUCCUCCCCCCCAUCCCUUUCUCUCUUAACACUGCCUCUCUCUCACUCCCCCCCUUGUCUGUUCAGUGUCAUAACGGACUGUGAUGAGUGGAGGUAUUUCAAGGCACUGACCAAAACCUUAACCCCCCUGGAGGAGGACAUGUUCCACCUCAAAGAGGGCACGCUCGCCCCCCAGGUGUACCUGCGGCCCAAGGAGAGCGUGCACGUCCCCCUCAAAUACCAGACCUUCGUCUCAGACAACUCUGUGGCUCCCCAGGUAACCUAAUGCGUCGCCAUGACAACCCGGACAGCCAGACGUUAGAACACAGGCUCUAGUUUAUCAGUUCGCCCUGGGAUAUUAGCCAUAUGUUUGGGUUAACCUCUACAGGAUUGGUGUCCCGUAUACUGGACGGUUGAGCUAUCGUGUGCUAAUGUGAUUAGCAUGACUGUUGUAAGUAAUAGCAAACUUUCCAGGACAUAGACAUGUCUUAUAUGGGCAGAAAGCUUAAAUUCUUGUUAAUCUAUCUGCGCUGUCCAAUUUACAGUAGCUAUUACAGUGAAAAAAUACCAUGCUAUUGUUUGAGGAGAGUGCACAACAACAAAAAACGUAUCACGGCAACUGGUUUGAUACAUUCACCUCUGAUGGUAAAUAAUGUACUUACAUGCAGUAAUAUUGCUCUGAUUUGUCAUCCUAAGGGUCCCAGAGAUAAAAUGUAGCAUAGUUGUUUGAUCAAAUCAAUUGUUAUAUUCAAAUGUAGGAACUGGGUUCGACAGUUUGAACCCCUGCUGUCUCUGGCUCCACACCCACCCUGCCCGGCCAUCUAGAUGUGUGAAAGUUAGUGUAUAAGCUAAUGAUCCAUCAUAUAUGACAUUCCUGGGAGUGUGCAUAUCCUUGCUUCAGGUCCUGAGCUACAGGCAGUUAGAUUUUGGUAUGUCAUUUUAGGCAAAAAUUGAAAAAAAGGGUCCGAUCCUUAAGAGGUUAACGUCAUUCGGAGUGUAGGUUAACAGUACCCAGUCAGAGUUUAUCUUAUCGGCUGCUACGUCUUUCUCUGUCCCUACAGAUUGUACACUGGUGCUUUACGGUUUUAUAACCUGCUGUACAUUUCCAGAUGUCUUGGUCGAUUUAAAAUAUUUAUAAAUGUAUUAUUUGUGUGUUUGUUUGUUUGUUUGUUUAUCUACGUAUUGCAGGGGCCGAGUCUCAUACCCAGUGGCAGAAGUACUCAGGUGCCCAAGAAGCAUCUGUCCAAUACUGUGCUGGCCAAGUCAAUCAAGGUAUGGAUGGACAACCCAACCUGUAGAUAAAAACGUGUUCAAGGGUUGUUUUUUGCAUUGGAAUGAAUGUGAUUUCUGUUUUAAAGGAUUUCCAGUGAGCCAUGUGAGGGAAUAUUGUUUGUGCCUUAGUGUGCCAUAUGAUAAUACUUUAUAUUCACUGUUUAUUUCCUUUGGGAUGGUUGAAGAAUCCUAUUUCGUGUCUCUGGAGGCUGGAAUUAAGCUAGCUAGCACUUGUAUUUGUGAUGCGUUACAGAAGUUCCCUUCCAACGAUUAUACACUACCAGUCAAAUGUUUGAACACACCUACUCAUUCAAGGUUUUUUCUUUAUUUAAAAAAUGUUUUACAUUGUAGAAUAAUAGUGAAGACUUCAAAACGAUUAAAUAACCCAUAUGGAAUCAUGUAGUAACCAAAACAGUGUUAAACAAAUCAAAAUAUAUUUUAUAUUUGAAAUUCUUCAAAUAGCCACCCUUUGCCUUGAUGACAGCUUUGCACACUCUUGGCAUUCUCUCAACCAGCUUUCAUGAGGUAGUCACCUGGAAUGCAUUUCAAUUAACAGGUGUGCCUUUUUAAAAGUUAAGUUGUGGAAUUUAUUUCCUUCUUAAUGCGUUUGAGCCAAUCAGUUGUGUUGUGACAAGGUAGGGGGGGUAUACAGAAGAUAGCCCUAUUUGGUAAAAGACCAAGUCCAUAUUAUGGCAAGAACAGCUCAAAUAAGCAAAGAGAAACAACAGUCCAUCAUUACUUUAAGACAUGAAGGUCAGUCAAUACGGAACAUUUCAAGAACUUUGAAAGUUUCUUCAAGUGCAGUUGCGAAAACCAUCAAGCGCUAUGAUGAAACUGGCUCUCAUGAGGACCGCCACAGGAAUGGAAGACCCAGAGUUACCUCUGCUGCAGAGGAUAAGUUCAUUAGAGUUACCAUUCUUAGAAAUUGCAGCCCAAAUAAAUGCUUCACAGAGUUCAAGGAACAGACACAUCUCAACAUCAAAUGUUCAGAGGGGACUGUGUACAUCAGGCCUUCAUGGUCGAAUUGCUGCAAAGAAACCACUACUAAAGGACACCAAUAAGAAGAAGAGACCUGCUUGGGCCAAGAAACACGAGCAAUGGACGUUAGACCGGUGGAAAUGUGUUGUUUGGUCUGGAGUCCAAAAUUUGAGAUUUUUGGUUCCAACCGCCGUGUCUUUGUGAGACGCGGUGUGGGUGAACGGAUGAUCUCUGCAUGUGUGGUUCCCACCGUGAAGCAUGGAGGAGGAGGUGUUAUGGUGUGGGGGUGCUUUGCUGGUGACACUGUCUGUGAUUUAUUUAGAAUUCAAGGCACACUUAACCAGCAUGGCUACCACAGCAUUCUGCAGCGAUACGCCAUCCCAUCUGGUUUGGGCUUAGUGGGACUAUCAUUUGUCUUUCAACAGGACAAUGACCCAACACACCUCCAGGCUGUGGAAGGGCUAUUUUACCAAGAAGGAGAGUGAGGGAGUGCUACAUCAGAUGACCUGGCCUCCACAAUCCCCCGACCUCAACCCAAUAAGAUGGUUUGGGAUGAGUUGGACGGCAGAGUGAAGGAAAAGCAGCCAACAAGUGCUCAGCAUAUGUGGGAACUCCUUCAAGACUGUUGGAAAAGCAUUCCAGGUGAAGCUCGUUGAGAGAAUGCCAAGAGUGUGCAAAGCUGUCAUCAAGGCAAAGGGUGGCUAUUUGAAGAAUCUCAAAUAUAAAAUAUAUUUUGAUUUGUUUAACACUUUUUUGGUUACUACAUGAUUCCAUGUGUGUUAAUUCAUAGUUUGGAUGUCUUCACUGUUAUUCUACAAUGUAAAAAAUAGUAUAAAAUAAAGAAAAACCCUUGAAUCAAAUCAAAUCAAAUGAAAUUGUAUUUGCCACAUGCGCCGAAUAUAACAGGUGUAGACAUUACCGUGAAAUGCUUACUUACAGCCCUUAACCAACAAUGCAUUUAUUUUUUUAUAAAAAAAGUAAAAUAAAACAACAACAACAAAAAAGUGUUGAGAAGAAAAGAGCAGAAGUAAAAUAAAAUAACAGUAGGGAGGCUAUAUACAGGGGAAUACCGGUGCAGAGUCAAUGUGCGGGGGCACCGGCUAGUUGAGGUAGUUGAGGUAAUAUGUACAUGUGGGUAGAGUUAAAGUGACUAUGCAUAAAUAAUUAACAGAGUAGCAGCAGCGUAAAAAGAUGGGGUGGGGGUGGGGGGGCAGUGCAAGUAGUCCGGGUAGCCAUGAUUAGCUGUUCAGGAGUCUUAUGGCUUGGGGGUAGAAGCUGUUGAGAAGCCUUUUGGACCUAGACUUGGCGCUCCGGUACCGCUUGCUGUGCGGUAGCAGAGAGAACAGUCUAUGACUAGGGUGGCUGGAGUCUUUGACAAUUUUGAGGGCCUUCCUCUGACACCGCCUGGUAUAGAGGUCCUGGAUGGCAGGAAGCUUGGCCCCAGUGAUGUACUGGGCCGUACGCACUACCCUCUGUAGUGCCUUGCGGUCGGAGGCCGAGCAGUUGCCAUACCAGGCGGUGAUGCAACCAGUCAGGAUGCUCUCUAUGGUGCAGCUGUAGAACUUUUGAGGAGGUGUGUCCAAAAUUUUGACUGGUACUGUAUAUAAACCUCUCACAAACUAGAUUAUUUAUAAACCUUGUGAAUCUUGAGUUUUAGCUUGUUUUAACCUAGACUAAACAGUGCCCCCGCACAUUGACUCUGUACCGGUACCCCCUGUAUAUAGCCUCGCUACUGUUAUUUUACUGCUGCUAUUUAUUGUAAUUUUUUUUACUCAUCUAUUUUUUACUUAACACUUAUUUUUCUUAAAACUGCAUUGUUGGUUAAGGGCUUGUAAGUAAGCAUUUCACUGUAAGGUCUACACCGGUUGUAUUCGGCGCAUGUAACAAAUACAAUUUGAUUUGAUUUUUUAGAGAGAAAUCUUCUACUAUACCUGUAUUCCUGCCUUCCUCAAUUAAGUUUAGUUAAUCCUGGUUUAGUUAAGUCUGGUUUAGUGUUUAGCCCAUGGCGUCCAUCAAAUGUUUAUUUGGUCUCACUUUAAAAUACUGUAAGUGUCCCAAAUACCUAUGUGUUUACAUGGUACUGUAGUUAUAUAGACACUCGCAUUGUAAUGACAGUGUAGGACAAGUAGGUUUUGCUGCGCUUGAUUGAGAUUGCCUGACGCGUUGGAAUAAAUGGAAUAGUGCAAACCCUGCCAUUGGGCACUCCAGGCACACUCAACCUAAUGCUCACAGUUUUUAGAUAAGAAAACAAAGGUAACACUUCUUAAAGCCUGCAGUUAUAUAAUGCUUUAUAACUUUCUUGUGCCAACAACCCUCUUUUUGACCUACACUAUGAAUUCUAAAAUCGGCUGGACUUAUGCCCAAUAGAACCUGCUAAACUCAUUAUGAUAACAUAUGGCAACCCAAUCUAUCAUCACAGUCAGUGUAUUGUUAAAGCGAGACUCUCAAACUACAGUCAAGCCUGACUUUAAACACAUUGUGAGCCCCCGAUUACCUACAGGCCCCAGUUUCUGUCCCCCUUUGAUGAUGCGUUUGAAAGUGCUGUGGGUGGUGCCAGUGUUGGCCUGCUGACAGCUGUUGGGGUUGUGUGUCAGUUUCAGUGGGUUUAAUGGAAACUGACCUCUGACAGACAGAAAUCCUGCUCACAACAGCAGUACUGUGUGUGCGUGAUAACACAAAUGAGAGGUCCUGUCUUUGCACUCUAUAACAAUGUGUAUCUAUACCAGACUUGGGUUCAAAUAGUAUACGUCUUAAGUUUAUUGUAACUGUAUCAAGACUACAUAAAGCAUUCUCCUCUAACUUAAAUUGCUCUUACCUUGAGUUGUCUAUGUGGGCCAGUAAUAACAGCAUCCACGAUAAUUCAUUGUUUACUUUCGCUACAGGCAGUAGUAAGCAUUAUUCUCCUCAAACUUUACCUUUUUCAAUAUGAAACCUCCACUUUCCUUUGUAAUCCACCCUUCCCUCCCCCUCCCCAACCCUACCCGCAGGUGACGUUCAGGGCAGAGGACGGCAAGCCGCUGGCCAUCUGCCAGGUGAGCGUGGAGCCCACGCCGCACGCCAUCGACCAGACAUUCCGCUUCUACCAGCCAGAGCUGUCCUUUCUAAAGAAGGCCCUGCGCCUGCCCCCCUGGGAGAGAACGCCAGGUGCCCACUAUUAGCCCCAUUUAGCCUAGACACACACACACACACACACACACACACACACACACAGAUAGACAGACACGCUAACACACACUGAGAUGCAAUUGCAGACACACACACACACACACAUACAUACACACACACACAGAAAGAGAUGUAGUCACAGACAAACGCACACACACACACACACUCGCCACCAGUUGUGCACUAAAUGCUCAGUUUGUUCUCUCUGUUCUCUUUCCCUCUCUUUUAUCCCCCUCUAUCUAUCUCCCUGUCCAAUUCUCUCUGUCUCUGUCUGGCGUGUUGGCCUGGCCGUGCUCACCAGUUGGAGACACAGAUGCUGGGUCUCAGAUCUCAGUGCGCUGCAGUGACCCCAACGUCAUCUGUGAAACAAAGAUGUUGGUAAGAGAAUGAAUGGAAUCAUUUGCUCUGAUAAUCGGGCCAGCGCUGAAACUGGGGUGUGUGAGUUAAUUACGACGGCAACUCUCACUCCAUUUCCCGGGGGUAACCUCAGGGGGUUCACAUUUUUAUCUAUCCCAGCACUAAUCAUCUGUUCACCGAGCCCUUGAUUAGUUUAAUCUAAAUUGUUAGUGCUGGGAUGAAACAAAAAGGUGUUCCCCCGAGGAAUGGAUGUUGAAUUAUGUAACCGAUUUGCUAACGAAAACUAAAAUGUGCAAGGUUUCAGAAUUCAAAAAGAGGCUAACUGCUGUGUUUUGAAAGACAUUUGUAAUUGCAUAACAUGGGUAUCGGCCACUGAAAACAUUCCACGAAAGAGUGAAUUUCCACUAAAUGCGUCAAUAAACCUCAAUGGGAUUUCUCUUUGACAGGCACAAGGGGAGCCUCAAGAUGUGUAUUUGAAAGUGCCGGGCAGUCCGAGCCCGCAAAUCCGAAAGUUCUUCGUCACAGUGUUCACGUAUGUAUCCUACAUAAACACACACACACCACACAUGCACACAUAGAUACACUACAUGACCAAAAGUAUGUGGACACCUGCUCGUCGAACAUCUCAUUCCAAAAAUCAUGGACAUUAAUAUGGAGUUUGUCCCCCCUUUGCUGCUAUAGCAGACUCCGUUCUUCUGGGAAGGCUUUCCACUAGAUAUUGGAACAUUGCUGUGGGGACUUGCUUCCAUUCAGCCACAAGACCAUUAGUGAGGUUGGGCACUGAUGUUGGGCGAUGGGGUUGAGGUCAGGGCUCUGUGCAGGUCAGUCAAGUUCUUCCACACCGAUCUCAACAAACCAUUUCUGUAUGGACCUCGCUUUGUGCACAGGGGCAUUGUCAUGCUGAAACAGGAAAGGGCCUUCCCCAAACUGUUGCCAUGAAGUUGGAAGCACAGAGUCGUCUAGAAUGUAAUUGUAUGCUGUAGCAUUAAGAUUUCCCUUCACUGGAACUAAGGCCUAGCCCGAACACCCCCAGACCAUUAUUUCUCCUCCACCAAACUGUACAGUUGGCACUAUGCAUUGGGGCAGGUAGCGUUCUCCUGGCAUCCGCCAAACCUAGAUUCGUCCGUCGGACUGCCAGAUGGUGAAGCGUGAUUCAUCACUCCAGACAACGCGUUUCCACUGCUCCAGAGUCAAAUGACGGCGAGCUUUACACCACUCCAGCCAACGCUUGGCAUUGCAUUGUCUUAGGCUUGUGUGCGGCUGCUCGACCAUGGAAACCCAUUUCAUGAAGCUCCCGACGAACAGUUCUUGUGCUGACGUUGCUUCCAGAGGCAGUUUGGAACUCGGUAAUGAAUGUUGCAACUGAGGACAUACGAUUUUCACGUGCAUCAGAACGAUCCCGUUCUGUAAACUUGUGUGGCCUACCACUUCGCGGCUGAGCCGUUGUUGCUCCUAGACAUUUCCACUUCACAUUAACAGCACUUAGAGUUGACCGGGGCAGCUCUAGCAGAGCUGAAAUUUGGAACUACGCUGCACAGCUAUUUUCAGGUCUCUCCAGAGUACGGGCUCUGUCUGGGCCACUCAAGGACAUUCAGAGACUUGUCCCAGAAGCCACUCCUGCAUUGUCUUGGCUGUGUGAUUAGGGUCGUUGUGCUGAUCCUGACUAGUCUCCCAGGUUUCCUCCAGACGUGACGCUUGGCAUUCAGUCCAAAGAGUUCAAUCUUGGUUUCAUCAGACCAGAUAAUUUUUUGUCAUGGUCUGAGAGUCUUUAGGUGGCUUUUGGCAAACUCCAAGCGGGCUGUCAUGUGCCUUUUACUGAGGAGUGGCUUCCGUCUGGCCACUCUACCAUAAAGGCCUGAUUGGUGGAGUGCUGCAGAGAUGGUUGUCCUUCUGGAAGGUUCUCCCAUCUCCACAGACGAACUCUGGAGCUUUGUCAGAGUGACCAUCAGGUUCUUGGUCACCUCCCUGACCAAGGCCCUUCUCCCCCAAUUGCUCAGUUUGGCUGGACGGCCAGCUCUAGGAAGAGUGUUGGUGGUUCCAAACUUCUUCCAUUUAAGAAUGAUGGAGGCCACUGUGUUCUUGGGGACCUUCAAUGCUGCAGACAUUUCUUGGUACCCUUCCCCAGAUCUGUGCCUCGACACAAUCCUGUCUCGGAGCUCUACAGACAAUUCCUUCGACCUCAUGGCUUGGUUUUUUCUCCGACAUGCAGUGUCAACUGUGGGACCUUAUAUAGACAGGUGUGUGCCUUUCCAAAUCAUGUCCAAUCAAUUUAAUUUACCACAGGUGGACUCCAAACAAGUUGUAGAAACAUCUCAAGGAUGAUCAAUGGAAAUAGGAUGCACCUGAGCUCAAUUUCGAGUCUCAUAGCAAAGAGUCUGAAUACUUAUGUAAAUAAGGUAUUUCUGUUUAUUAUAUUUUUUAUACAUUUGCAAAAAUGUAUAAAAACCUGUUUUCACUUUGUCAUUAUGGAGUAUUGUGUGUAUUUUCUGCAUAGCGCAUCUUUAAUAAUUCAGAUUUUAAGUUAUUAGUUCAGAUGCACAUGAAAUUGGCAUGCGAACUAGCAAGCUACCGGUAGCUAAUUACUGGCUAAUAGCUGGCUAAUUAAGUUGAUCAUGCUUUGUGACACACACGGUUUUAUCUUGUUUUAGUCCACACAACAUGUCGCCACUAGUAAACAUCUGAUGAAGUGUUGCUGGCAGCCACAGAGCCAUGCUUUUUUUGUCCUACCAGGUCUGUGAGAAGGUUCUAUCUACUGCAUCCCUAUGUCCUUCAACUGUUGUUGGAAAUGGAUGUCCGGUUUAUCAGGUCCCAGGUUCCCAAUGACUGGUCUGAUUAUUUAUUUGAAAGACAAUUGCAAUUAGCUCUUUAGCACCAUCUGUUGAGUACCUGACAGAGCAGAUCCAGAUGAUCUGGGUACUCAUUUCAGCGCCUGAGGACGGUCCAUUUACUUUGUGCUGUGACUUGAACCCCCCCCCACCCACACACACACACACACACACAAAUAACAAGCAAUGUAAAAGCUGGCAAUGCAAUCCGAGCACUGGGCACCAGGCCCUGGUGCCCGGAGCUGCUGCUGGCAGAGUAGUAGGUAACAGCUUGUUUUGAACAAUAUAUUUUUUAAACAGUAAAAUGUACACACAUUUACCACACUUUAAUGAGAAUUUUAAGCGUAAUCCAUAUACAUUUUACAAAAAACUAUUGUAUCCAUAUCAAUUGUACAAAACAUAUAUUUUUACUAUUUAAAAUAAAAUAAAAUUCGGACCAAUCACAAGUGCGUCGCCGCCCCUAAUGCCCUAAUGGAAGGGUCGCCACUGACACACACUUGCCCCAUCCUACCCAUCCCAGUGUGGAUGAAACUGAUGGCCGUUGGUUCCGGCGAUGAUCCUCUGAUUAGAUUGCUCAUGCGGGGCCUUAAUCUCAUUGAUUUAAUCAGUAUGUCGGAUUCACCGGGCUGAUUGCUUCACAUGGCAGAAUCCAUUUUCCUCAUCAAACUUCGAACGGGACGACUUCUCUCUUGUCCCUGGCCUGUAAUCUCAGGAGAGGGAUGAUUAGGCUGAAGAGGCAACCUUUGACCUCCAUAGCCACAGCUCAUUCUGGAAUCACCAUUAUCAGAGUCAACUGAAACUCGAAGCAAUGAGAAUGAUUCCUAUGAUAUCUCCUAGCCCGGGGGUGCUUCACAAAUGACACCCUGUUUCUUAUAUAGUGCACUACUUUUGACCAGGGCCCAUAGAGCUCUGGUUAAAAGUUGUGCACUUUAUAGGGAAUAGGGUGCCAUUUGGGAUGCAACCCAGAGCUAUCAGACAAGGUGCUCAAAAAUGACUGAAUCGCUGAUGUCUCUUAUCGUCACAGAGAUAAGUCAACUCAUCAUUAGCUCUGCCCCUCCUUCUCUCGUUAUGAGUCGAUUCGCUCUGAGACCUAAUUGUUUUCUCGCCUGAUGUCUCCAUAGUGAUAAGUGGCUGGCGGUGCCUGCCCAGAUCUGGCAGGUAUAUGUGCACUUCCUGCAACGGGUGGAUAUCAGCUGUGUGACUGGCCAGCGAACCUGUCAAUCACUGGUAAUACGGGGCACCCAAGCCAUCCGGAAGGUCCGGUGUUACACCUCGCACCCGCAGGAGCUCAAGGUACAACUGGCUGUCCGGUGUCUCUCUGCCACCAUUGUUGAUAGAGUUAGGCUGUGCGUCCAAAAUUGCUCCCUAUUCACUACAUAGUGCCCCACUUUUGACUAGAGCCCUAUGGGCUGUUGUCAGAAGUAGUGCACUAUAUAGGGCCCAUAGGGCUCUGGUCAAAAGUGGGGCACUAUAAAGGGAAUAGGGUGCCAUUUCAGACGCAACCUUAGUCUAUAUUCACUCUAGACUGAAUGACAUACUGUACUGGCCUUCAUUUUGAAAUGCUGAAUGAUAUCUGUAUCUUUCAUGUGUGAAUGUUGCUGUUAUAUGUGGAUGAUCUAAUCUGACUGUCACAACUGUUAUUCUAUUAUAUUCACUGUGGAAUAAAGUCAUGCUCACUGUAGAGAAGGAUAUGCAUGUUUUAUAUGUUUUCACCAAAGAUAAAUAUUUAAUGAAUAACUCAUUUAGAGGCUGGUUCUAGUCUAUAUUUCAAAGACAACAUUGCAAUUGAUUAUUUUGUUGCUCUUAGCAGGUAAUCUGACUAGUAUGUAUUGUUACAUGAGAGCGAGUCCUACAAAGGCUGUUGAACCUAUUGAGCAGGUUCUGUGUUUUGAGUGGGUUGAAUGGGAGCAAUGUUCCUCUCUCUCCCCAUCUCAUCUCUCUUUCUCUCUCUCUCUCCCCCAAUCCCCAAUUCCCUCUCUUCCCCUUCCUCCCUUUCUCUCCCUUUGUCUCUCUCUCUCUCUUCCCCCCCCUUUUCCCUCCUUCCCUCUCCUUCCCUCCCUCCUCCCCUCUCCCAGGUGGACCCAGCGGAGGUGUUUGUCCUCCUCCCGGGCAUGGUACAGGACCUGCAGUUGUGUGUGUGUCCGUUGCGGGCGGGCAGCCGCUUCUGCUACCUCACCGUGGUGGACGUGGAGCAACACACGCUGGUGGCCUCCUGGCUCCUCAGCCUCACCUGUCGCCUGCCCAUCCUCUCCAAGGUGAAACCACCACUGUCUGUCUCUCUGCCUCUCUCGCUCUCUUUCUCUGCCUGUCUCUCACUCUCUCGCUCUCUCUUGCUCUCUUUGUCUUUAGCUCUCUUUCUCCCAUACACAGUCUUUCAUUCUCUCUCUUUCUCACAUAGACACUUAUUCACACGCACACACAGACAUAUGGACCUAUUACACACACACUCAGACGCUUGCACUGUGGGUCAAAGCAGGAUAAUGUGUCCCCAAAAGAUGUUCAAUAAAGGGCACCUGCAGUUAAAGGAGAGCAAGAUAAAGAGAGGGAGAGAGAGGGAUUCCUGGCACUGGAGAUGGCUGGGUAAUGACAUGGACUGCAUCCCAAAUGGCAUCAUAUAUCCUACUACAUAGUGCACUACUUUUGACCAAAGCACUAUGGGCCCUGGCCAAAAGUAGUGCACUAUAUAGGGAAUAUGGUGCCAUUUGGGAUUAGUGCCAUGCUCUUUAAAGGUGUCUCCUAUAGUUUGGCUGUUAUAACCUUAGCAUACAUUAUCUCCUAGAUGGGUACUGAAACUGUCUGAACGACUGAAUGGCGCAGUGCAGUCUCACAAAGAUGUGUGCAAUGCAGUGGAACCCUUAUUCCCCUUAUGAUGUCACGAUGACAAGAAACGCACCCGAAAUAACAUUAUUUUGUUGCUCUCCACUGUUAUGAUCCUCUGCUAAAUUAUGAAUAAAGAGACUGUUUUUGUGAGAUCUUCGUGGAGCUCACAAUAACAGUAUCAUAUGUUUUUGGUGCGUCUGUGAGAUUGUACGAUUUUAUAUGCACAUAAUGUUAUGUGACUUUAAUCCUCAAUGGCUCUGACUCUCUUUUAUCUCUCCGUAUUGUCAAUCUGGGCACCUUCUUCUAAGCAUUGAUAUAAUCACCAAUUUUAGAUUCACAAUCUGAUAGUGUGCCCUGUUUCCUUUCUCUCUCAGGGGCGAACGAUGAACAGCCCCUAAAUGAUAAGGUUUCAUAUUCAUUAGUGCACAACGUAGAAAAACGUUUAGCAAUGGAAAAGGAAAACAAGCAUUUCUUAUUGGUUAUGUUCAGUUAGUAGUCCAUCCCUGUUUCAGUCCGUUUUGUUCAGUUUGGUGCCUAAUGAAUAAGACUCCGUUUCAUCCAUACCAGCUAUUUGCUUCGAAUGUCAACAUGUGUCUUUCUGUUGCAUUCUACACUGAUAUUAAUUCUAUUGCACCAUUUGGAUUUGUGUCACUUGUUUCACAUGCUUUACAGACAGAUCUAAGGUCUGUUUUUCAUUUACCCCCCUAAUGGGUUGAGGUCAGGAUCUGAUCAAAACUAAACUGAUCCUAGACUUGUUUCUAAGGGCAUGUUUCUACUGGGAGUGUUAUGUGUUUCUAGAAUAGUGUUUCUCCCAUAGAUGUGAUCUAAGGUCAGUUUUUUAUUCCCCCCUAAUGGUUAAGGAUAGAAUUCUGAGGAGGCUUAACUGAUCCUAGACCUGUGUUGUGUAUCGCUCUUCUGGCAGGCUUUUGAAAUGUGUGCUCCGGUGGGAGGGGGUCGGGGGAGCACCCGGAAGAUCACUUACACCAAUCCCUACCCCACCAGCCGUGUCCUCCUGCUACGGUCAGACCACCCUGACCUGCUCCAGUUUAAAGAGGACCGUUUUGAGGUGAGCACCACAACAAAGCACAACGCUGCCCUCUUGUCAUGUCUCUGUUCAAACUGACAUUUAAUGAGGAGUGGAGGGAGGGAGAGGGGGAGGGAGAGAGACCAUCCUUUUCUGUUUUCAAACUUGCCUGGAGGUAAUUGGGUGUCGUAAUGUACCUGGACCGUAUUCAUUAUGCACUAAACGGAAGACACCAGACUGACACUGAAAAGGACUACAUCGAAUGAAUACAAUCCGCUAACUACACGUCCGAUCUCUCUCUAGUUCUUGGCUCUGGGGCAGACCAGUGACACUAACAAGUCGUUAGUUUAUGUGUUUACGGACAUAUUUAAUCUCUCCAUAUCCCCCUCCUGUACUCCCUGUUCACCCAUGACUGCGUGGCCACACACAUCUCGAACUCAAUCAUCAAGUUUGCUGAUGACACAACAGUGGUAAGCCUGAUUACCAACAACCUUCUUCACACAAACAGUAUAGUGAAGAAGGUGCAACAGCAACUCUUCAACCUCAGGAUGCUGAAGAAAUUUGUCUUGGCCCCUAAGACCCUCACGAACUUGGACAGAUGGCCCAUUGAGAGCAUCCUGUCGGGCUGUAUCAUCGCCUGGUAUGCAAUUGCACCGUCCGCAACCGCAGGGCUCUCCAGAGGGUGGUGCGGUCAGCCCAACACAUCACUGGGGGAACACUGCCUGCCCUCCACGACAUCUACAGCACCUGGUGUCACAGGAAGGCCAAGAAGAUCAUCAAGGACCUCAGCCAUCAGAGCCACGUCCUGUUCGCCCCACUACCAUCUAGAAGGCAGUACAGGUGCAUCAAAGCAGGGACCAAGAGACUGAAUAACAGCUUUACCCUCCAGGCCAUCAGACUGUUAAACAGUCACCACUAGCCUUAGUCACCAUUCUAGCCAGCUACCUCCCAGUACUCUACCCUGCACCUUAGAGACUGCUGCCCUAUGUACAGAGUCACUUUAAUAAUGUUUACAUACAAAACACACCAUUAUAUGUAUAUAUAUUUAUAAACACUGAGUGUACAAAACAUUAGGAACACCUUCCAAAUAUUGAGUUGGACCCCCUUUAUUCAGAAUAGCCUCAAUUCAUCGGGGCAUGGACUCUACAAGGUGUUGAAAGCGUUCCACAGUUGUGUCAACUAGGCUGGAUGUCCUUUGGGUGGUGGACCAUUCUUGAUACACACGAGAAAAUAUUGAGCAUAAAAAACCCAGCAGCGUUGCAGUUCUUGAAACACUCAAACUGGUGCGCCUGGCACCUACUACCAUACCCCGUUCAAGGCACUUCAAUAUUAUGUCUUGCCCAUUCACCCUCUGAAUGGCACACAUACACAAUCCAUGUCUCAAUUGUCUCGAGGCUUAAAAAUCAUUCUUUAACCUGUCUCCUCCCCUUCAUCUACACUGAUUGAAGUGGAUUUAACAAGUGACAUCGAUAAGGGAUCCUAGCUUUCACCUGGUCAGUCUGUCAUGGAAAGAGCAUGUGUUCUUAAUGUUUUGUUUACUCAGUGUAUAUGAUAUGUAAACUGAACAAAAAUGUAAAUGCAACAUGUAACAAUUUCAACGAUUUUACUGAGUUACAGUUCAUAUAAGGAAAUCAGUCAAUUGAAAUAAAUUAAUUAGGCCCUAAUCUAUGGAUUUCACAUGACUGGGCAGGGGCGCACCCAUGGGUGGGCCUGGGAGGGCAAAGGUCCACCCACUUGGGAGCAAAGGAGAAAUGCUCACUAAUAGGGAUGUAAACAAAUUUCUGCACAACAUUUGAGAGAAAUACGCUUUGAGAGAAAUACGUAUGAAAAAUGUCUGGGAUCUUUUAUUUCAGCUCAUCAAACAAGGGACCAACACUUUACAUGUUGCAUUUAUAUCUUUGUUCAGUGUAUAUAUAUAUAUAUAUAUAUAUACAUAUAUAUAUAUAUAUAUAUAUAUAUUUAUAUUCCGGUCUCUGACAUUACUCGUUCUGAUAUUUCUUAAUUUCUUAAUUUUUUUAGAUUAUGUGUAUUGUUAUUUUUAUUUUAGUUUAUUAUUGCUAGGGAUUACUGCACUGUUGGAGCGAGAAACACAAGCAUUUCGCUGCACCUGCGAUAACAUCUGCAGAUCUGUAGACGCAACCAAUAAAAUGUUAUUUGAAUUGAUUUGACCUAAUAUGAAUAAUAGAACACGUCCAUUAUAGCUGUAGAUUUUUUCCAUGUUCUGUCAUUAGCGCCAGUGUCUCAUAGGAGAUUCAUUGACUCCAUAAACAGGUCAUAAACAUCACGACGUAAACAAGUCGUCUCAACGUCAUUGGCUUUUCGUUCGCUGUCAUUUGCGAGACGGUCUCAUAGAGCAAGCAGCGGUGUAAAUGGAAAUAGAAUCACUGGGAUUUAAAUGAACAGGCUGCCAAUGGAAAAUGAACUCCUUCAAAAAUCUGUUUAUGUUUCUACCGCUUGCAUGCAGAUGAUGCUUAACCAAAUGGAGAGAGACAGAGGGAGAGAGAGAGAGGGGUGAGGAAAAAUAACCAACUGUGUUUUCCAUUUAGUCAACAUAGCUUCAGGCUCAAUUCGCUCUAAACAAUUGAUGUGGUCUAUAUCUUUAAAAUGUUGAAUAGAGUAAUUUUCCCUACCCCAAAAGAUAACUACCCUGCCAUAAUAAAAACAAUUGGGAAGCAAAAAAAGCAGAGCAAGGAUCGAUAUUAUAGUUUUCCAGAAAUUACCGGAUAAAUCUCACACAUUGAACCAUAUAUCUUAGCUGGCCAUUACACGAAAUGCAGCCAUUGGAAUUUAGUCUUUAUUAAAAUGUCCAAAUAAUGAACAGAGCGGCGAGGUGCAAACAAACCAUAAGCAUAUGGAAUUCGGGUAAUAAUCAAAGCAUAACACAACACACUGGCUGGAGUUAAUUUGGAGGAAGAGAACAACAAAACAACAAUACAAAGAGCAUGUAGUUUCAAGAGCUUACAAUUUAUGGUGGGAACACCGGGUGUUGUAGAAAACAAUGUCCCUUUUUUACAAAAUGACUAAUUCCAGUUGACUUUCCUCUAAUGAGCCAAUUAUAGUGGCAAACCGUUUUGUUGAUUUGAGCUUUUACACAAAUCUAUUGUUGUCGUAUCGCCACACAUCCCUAAUAGAUAUUAUGUGUUGUAAUCACAGUCAAAUGCCGUGGCGUAAAUAUAGCAAGAGGAUUAUAAACAAUGUACUAUAGUACUCUGGUGAAAUACACCUAAAAAGCAAUAAUCUAAAAACGCAUCACAUAUGCUUCUUUUAAAUGUCAUUAAAGAAUAUUAAGGUUGCAGUGCCUUCAGAAAGUAUUCAUACUCCUUGACUUAUUGGACAUUUUGUUGUGUUACAGCCUGAAUUAAAAAGGGAUUAAAAAUUGUUUUACUUCACACCAUAACCCAUAAUAAAAAGUGAAAACAAGCUUUUUAUAAAUUUGUUGAAAAUGAAAUACAGAAACUCACUAGUCCUUGCCGAUGACAAGCAUACCCACCACCAUGCUUGAAAAUAUAAGGAGUGGUACUCUGAUGUGUUGUGUUGGAUUUGCCCCAAACAUAAUGGUUUGUAUUCAGGACAAAAAGUUAAUUUGUUUGCCACAUUUCUUGCAGUUUUACUUUAGUGCCUUAUUGCAAACAGGAUGCGUGUUUUGGAAUAUUUAUAUUCUGUACAGGCUUCUUUCUUUUCACUGUCAUUUAGGUUAGUAUUGUGGAGUAACUACAAUGUUGUUGAUCCAUCCUCAGUGUUCUCCUAUCACAGCCAUUAAACUCUCUAACGGUUUUAAAGUCACCAUUGGCCUCAUGGUGAAAUCCCUGAGCGGUUUGCUUCCUCUCCGGAAACUGAGUUAGGAAGGAUGCCCGUAUCUUUGUAGUGACUGGGUGUUUUGAUACACCAUCCAAAGUGUAACUAAUAACUUCACCAAGCUCAAAGGUGCAUCAAUGUCUGCUUUUUUUUAGGUGCCCAUCUUUGCGAGGCAUUGGAAAACCUCCCUGGUUUCUAUGGUUGAGUCUAUGUUUAAAAUUCACUGCUCGACUGAGGGACAUUACAGAUAAUAGUAUGUGUGGGGUACAGAAAUUAGGUAGUCAUUGAAAAAUAAUGUAAAACACUAUUAUUGCACACAGAGUCCAUGCAACUUAUUAUGUGACUUGUUAAGCACAUUUUUACUCCUGAACUUAUUUUGGUUUGCCAUAACAAAGGGGUUGAAUACUUGAUAGACAUUUCAGCUUUGAAUUUUUAUUAAUUUGUAAAAAUGUCCUAAAACAAUUAUACUUUGACAUUAUUGGGUAUUGUGUGUAGGCCAGUGAGACAAAAUGUCAAUUUAAUCAAUUUUAAAUUCAGGCUGUAACGCAACAAAAUGUAGAAAAAGUCAAGGGGUGUGAAUACUUGCUGAAGGCACUGUAUAACAGAAGAGAUAUGUCCAGGGUCGAGUUCAGUAGGACACAUCGUAGCAAAAGGUUUUUCAAAGGAACACAAAAACCUAUCUUCUUAUUGGACGAGAUCAGGUCGUACCUCCCCAUUUCAAAACAUUUUCACCCUACUGAACACAACCCAGUUGCUACAGUGCACCUGUGGGUUGAAACCUGGAUGCCAUUCAUUAUGUCACACUGUAGCUAAACUUAACAAAACUUUUUGCCACAAAAAAACAAAAACAUUUUUGUUUCUUAUUGGACGAGCUCUGGUAACCCGUCCCUGUUUCUGUCCGUUUUUCUUCCAUUUGGUACCUAAUGAACACAACCCUGCUCUUUCCCUGUAGAUUGGAGGAGGGGAGACAUACCGCAUCGGGCUGCGUUUCGCCCCCAGCCGAAGUCCUGGUGACCAGGAGAUCCUCAUCUAUGUCAACAACCAGGAGGAGACCACGGAGGAGACCUUCUGUGUGAAGGUGAAAUACACCUGAACACAUGGCAACUCAACGCAGUACUGUACACAUCAACUACUACUGUACAGAACAAUGCUGUUUGCUAAGAAACACAGCUCAACAAAGUUCACAACUACUUAUGAAAGACAUCUCAAUUCAGUACUCAUAAACUUCUGUAUAUAUAUUGUAACACGAUGUCUUGAUACAUAUGAAUGACUGUAGAAUAUUCAGUCUAGAUGAGUUACUUUAUAACUGAAUGGUCCGGUACAUACAACUGUAGGCUAAUUGAAAUAUUAUUACAUAUAAACAACUGUGUAAUUCAAACAUGCAGUCUAGAUGAAGUACUCUAUAAUUGAAAGGCUUACUACAUAUGAACUAUAUUUUUGAUAAGCAACCUUUUCCCUGUGUAUGUUAAAGUUGAAGUGAUGCUUCAGAGCGGCUUUGUUGAUUGAGUUGUUAUCUGUAAGUUAGAUAUUUAUGUCUAGGAAUACAUGUAUGAGGAAAAACAACUUUAUAAUGCACAGUUUGAUGUGAUGGGAAGCCAUGCUGUUGUGUUUGCUUAGCAUUCUGCCUAAAUAGGUCAUGUUUCAAGAAUCAAACGCAAAUACAGUAUAGGAUGCCAAAAGAAAAGCCCCUAAAGAGAGAGCCUGUUAUCUCCUAACACUGCAGCAGCCAGAGGUGUACACACACACCCCCAAUAGUUCACUAAUCAUAUUCAGAUAUGUCUUUAUUUGGGGGGUGGUGUUCUGUACAUAGUCUUUUCUAAUAUCAGAAGACUCCCAGACAUUUACCUUUUAUUUUUUACAUUUUAGUCAUUUAGCAGACGCUCUUAUCCAGAGAGACUUACAGUAGUGAGUGGAUACAUUUUCAUUUGUACUGGUACCCCAUGGGAAUCGAACCCACAACCCUGGCGUUGCAAGUGCAAUGCUCUACCAACUGAGCCACAUAGGACCACACAGGACAUCCGACGAGGCUUGCGUUUCUCCAGAAAGCUCUUAUUAGCAUGGGCAGCACCCCUUUAAAAAUCUAUUUUCUCUCUCUCUCUCUCUCUCUAUCAGAGCCCAGGUCCUGCACAUUCUGUCAACAACCCCCGUCUUAUAUAAGCAUACCGCCUCGUUACACAACCUUCCUCACUCUUCCUCAUUAGAAUGCAGGCUGCAAAAAGCCUGUACUGCUCGUACUCAGAAGAGGAGGAGAAAGGAGAAAAAG
Coregonus sp. 'balchen' is the source of this 79023-nucleotide messenger RNA. The record is from the annotation of a GenBank genome assembly. NCBI's taxonomy places the organism in Eukaryota, Metazoa, Chordata, Actinopteri, Salmoniformes, Salmonidae.